GCCCUGCAAACACAUGCACGCGCACCCCUUAGGGGAAGCGCGCUCCCGCGGGCACGGUUGCUUUGGAGAUAAAUGGGGACAACAUAGCAUGCAGGACCCAGGAGACUCCAGAUCCCACUGUGUGUGACCAGCCCUGCGAUCAGGGGCCCUGAAACUGAGCCAGCAAGAAAGAGGGGGGCCAGUGACACCCCCAGAGUCAGACAGAGGUGGGUUACCAGCCCCAGCAAAUGCCAAAAGUGGCAUUUAAGUACUAACCCUAUUAAGAAAGCCACAGAAAUGACCCUGACAUUAAUUAUAAUAGAUUUAAUUAUAAACAAGAAUAUUUAAAAAAAUAUAUUUUAUUAUAAAUCUAAUUAAAUUCUAAUUUAUUUAUUCCCCCAUAAAGUGUGAUUUUUUCAAUCAUACAAAUUUUAAUUCAAUUGAACUUUUUAAAUUUCCUACUUACAUAUGAUUUACACGUUUCAGAAUAAGGCACAAAAUGCCAAACUUUUACAUUAAUUAAUAUGACUUUAGUACUUUCUUACCCAAACUGACACAAAAGUGCAGGUAGGGACCUGAAUAGGAUGGACAGUACACUUUGAAAUGCCAGAUACAUCCAUUGCACAUUGUCCAUUGUAUGUGAGAGAGAAUUAAAACUGGAAUUAUUACUGAAACAAAAUGUUUAUCUGAAUUAAUUAUUGUCUUCAAAUACAAUGUUUAAUCUGUAUAUUUUUGUUACUAACAUCACAGUUUGUGCGCAUGUAUACAAAGAUACAAAGCUGUAUUCCUGGCACUAUCGCUCCCCUUCCUAAUUUAUUAGCACCGUGAUGAGAGAACCAGGAAAUGCUUAGACCCUUGAUUUAAUUACCCCCGGGGCCAAAUGAUUCCCCACCUGCAGUUCCAAGCUCCAAAGGAUGCUCCUUGCCUGAUCCCAAGUGUAAACCCUCUGGCUGGUUCUAGGACUACCUACCCCUAAAUACCAUAACCUAUCCCUUAACUCCCAAUCAGAAAAGCUGAGAGCGCCACAGCAUCGGUUCACAUCUCUGGAUAAUCUUAGCAAAUCAUUGUAUUUACUGGUUUUAUUAUUAUUUGUUUAAGAAUAUCGAAGGCAACUGUAGGAUUUAUUAGAGUGAAUGGGCUUCAUAGGGCAAUAGUUUUCUUGAGAGAGGGAACUGGUGAAGUAUUAUGAGGUUAGUGGCCAGGGGCUUUGGGGUCCCUGACUACCCAAUGGGAAGGGGAGGUUACACCUGACAUCAGUGAACAAGUUAUAUAUUUAUUAUUAGUCUUGGUUUAUAUAGCACCAACGUAAACUGCAGCCCUGUACAAUAUUAUAAAGGGGGAAAUGUAACAAUAAAUGAGACAAUUACGAAAUAUUACAAGAACAUUAGGUUGAUGAGAACCGUGCUUGAAAAAGCUUACAAUCUAGAACAUGUAUAACUAUAUUAGAACUACUUAUAUAUUUAACAAGUCUUAUAUCAUGGAAGAGAUCUCUAAUCUCUCUCCCUCCCCUUUCAAUACAUCACCCAACCCGACUCCCUCCGCUGUUCUAUGCUCAUUCACACGUCCUACAACGGAAGAGGUUUCUGCUCAGCUCUGGUCCUUCCGCACCACCACCUGUUCCCUCGAUCACAUUUCCUCAUAUCUCAUCUGCACUCUGUCUCCCUCUAUUGCUCUACCUCUCACUAAAAUUUUAAUUCUCUCCCUUUCCUCUGGCACAUUUCCUUCACCCUUCAAGCAUCCAACCAUAACGCCAAUUCUGAAAAAGCCCAACUUUGACCCCAACUCCCCAUCCACCUACCGCCCUAUAUUGCUACUGCCAUUUGCCUCCAAGAUCCUUGAAAGCAUUGUGUAUGCAAGAUUGACAGACUUCAUCGAAUCCAACUAUCUGCUUGACCUGCUUCAGUCUGGAUUCCGUGCUCGUCACCCUGUUGAAACAGCUGUGACCAAAGUAUCCAACGAUUUAAUCGCUGCUAAAUCUCACGGUCAUUACUCAGUCCUAAUUCUCCUUGAUCUUUCUGCUGCCUUUGACACUGUUGAUCAUCAACAUCUUCUUACCAUUCUCUGUAAUCUCGGUCUAUGUGAUACUGCUCUGUCCUGGUGCUCCUUCUACCUCUCCCAGCGCUUUUUCAGUGUUUCUUUCUCUGACUCUGCCUCUUCUCCCCAAUCCCUCUCUGUUGGAGUUCCCCAAGGUUCUGUCCUACUCUAUCUAAACUGCCUCCCUUGGUAAACUCAUCAGCUCCUUUGGCUUCCAUUAUCAUUUAUAUGCAGAUGACACACAAAUCUACCUGUCCUCUCCUGAUCUCUCUCUGCCCAUCUUGACUCGUGUCUCUGACUGCCUCUCCUCGAUUUCCAACUGGAUGGCUGCUCACUUCCUUAAACUUAACCUGUCCAAAACUGAACUUCUGGUCUUUCCUCCCUCAAGUGUUGCUAUUCCUGUGUCUGUCUCCCUUCAAGUCAACGGUGCCACCAUCACCUCUACCUCGCAGGCUUGCUGCUUGCUGCCUAGGUGUUCUCUUUGACUCCGACCUCUCCUUCACCCCUCAUGUCUAGUCGAUCGCCAAAUCCUGUCGCUUUCAUCUCAAAAACAUAGCUCGCAUCCGCCCCUAUUUAACACCAGGCGCGGCUAAGGUGCUGGUCCAUGCCGUUGUUCUUUCUUGCCUUGACUACUGCAAUCUCCUUCUCAGUGGUGUUUUGUGUUCCCAGAUUGCACUGCUACAAUCUAUAAUGAAUGCGGCGUCAAAGCUCAUUUUAAUGUCCGCACGCUCCUCCCACACCUCCCCCUCUGUCAGUCCCUACAUUGGCUUCCAGUUAGAUAUAGGGCUCAAUUUAGGAUUCUGGUGCUUGCUUACAAGUCCCUACAUAAUGCUGCUCCAACCUACCUAUCCUCCCUAAUACACAAGUAUGUCCAGUCAAGGCCCCUGUGCCUUGCCAAAGACCUAUGUCUAUCCUCUGUCUGUACUCCUACCUCUGAUGCUUCUCCAGGGCUGCACCUUUUCUGUGGAACUCCCUUCCCUUCUUCGUUAGACUUUCACCCAGUCUCCACUCCUUUAAAAAUUCUUUGAAAACACACUUCUUCAGGAAAGCAUAUCACUUAAACUGUUAGGGGGUUUUCACCCGUCUCUCCCCCUCAUGAGUCCUCUCCUGCAGCUGUCAAAAAUUACCUACUAAGUACUCAGUGAAUACCUUUCUAGCAACCUAUUUCAUUACCUCUACUUAUACCCUUUGUGUCACCAUACCCCACUCCCUCGAGCAUUUAAGCUCAUUGAGCAAGGCCCUCAACCCCUCUGUUCCUGUGCGUCCAUUUGUCUGGUUACAAUUACGUGUCUGUUAGUCCACCAAAUGUACAGCGCUACGGAAUUUGCUGGCGCUAUAUAAAUAAUAAAAUACUAAUAAUCAUAUGUUCUAUUUAAUUUUAGGAAAUAAAAUAAGAAAACAAAAUUAUCGGUCUUUAUUAAAUUAACUGAUCUUGCUGAUACUCUUUAUGAAUGCUUUUUUAUUCUGCUCACUCUUUCUGUGUUGCAUUAUAAAUAAUUACUUUGUUUUAUUCUAUAGCACCCUCUUUAAUGUGCAACAUUCUUAAAUGUUUAGUAGAAAAAUAUAUAACAAAAUCUUCCAUUCUUUGUUAAAGUUAAAACCCUUAUCUGGUUGAGCGUUAGAAGAAUUUCUAAACAAAGAUGGAGCAUGAUUUGACUUCUCAGAAUGCAGAUGUAGCACAGCAAACAGAUGCUAUCGAGGAGCCAGGUACAGAUAAAAUUAUACAGGAUUCUACAGGAGAAGAAAGUCUAUUGGACCCAGAACAGCAGCAAAACCCUCAGGAAGAGGAACAUGGAAGCUUCAUCCAACCGUCACAGUUUGAAACUGAGGAGCAAUUGCAUGUGUCAGAAGAACAACCUGUUAUUGAUGAGGUAACAGGGGCAGGACAGGAAGAGCCAACUGCAACAGAGAAAGAAUUGUUCAUGGGACAGCAGACUUAUAGUUCUGAUCAGGAACAUCAUGGAGUAAUAUUAGAGCCGGAAGUAACUCCUUUAGAGCAGAACCUGGCAGCAGACACAGUAUCUGAGCAAACAGGAGACCAAACAGAUCAAGACUCAAGUACAGAACUUCCACAAACUGAGCAGAUGGUCCCACUCGGUCCAGAAGCCAAUUUAGAACAGUCUGAGGACAUACCGGAGAAAGACAAUGCAUGUGCAAAACGUGAACUUGAAAAUAAUGGAUCUUCAGAAUUAUCUAAUUCUACAGCUACAGGUAUGUCGCUCUUAUAGCCAUUCGCAGGUGGUUACUUUACAAAGGGCAAUCUCAAACCAAUUCAUCAUUAAAGGAACACUAUAUGGUCAGGAACACAAAAAUGUAUUCCUGACCCUAUAGUGUUAAAAACACCCUCUUGCCCCCCUAAAUAUAGCAAAAUCUUACCUUUAUUCCAGUUUGCUGCUACUGGCUCUCAAGGAGGCAGAUCAGGGGCAGAGCCAGCACAAGCCAAACACAGCCCUGGUCAAUCAGCAUCUCCUCGUAGAGGUGCAUUGAAUAAACGCAUCUCUAUAAGGAAAGUUCAGUGUCUGCAUGCAGAGGGUGGAGACACUGAAUGUCAGUCACAUUAUGCAGCACUGCCCCAGGAAGCACAUCUAGCAGCCAUCUCAGGAGCGACCAGUGGAGGUAUCCCUAAGCUGUAAUGUAAACACUGCAUUGGCUAUGAAAAGACAGCGUUUACUGCAAAAAGCCUGAAGGGAAUGAUUAUACUCACCAGAACAAAUGCAAUAAGCUGUAGUUGUUCUAGUGACUAAAGUGUCCCUUUAAAUCUGGAUAAAUCACUGUAAUAAAAUCCAUAUGUCACAUUGCAAGUUAGUCAGUAAAUAGUGCCAUGUAAAAAAAAAAAAAAGUUAUAUUAAAGGAACACUAUAGUCACCUAAAUUACUUUAGCUAAAUAAAGCAGUUUUAGUGUAUAGAUCAUUCUCCUGCAAUUUCACUGCUCAAUUCACUGUCAUUUAGGAGUUAAAUCAUUUUGUUUCUGUUUAUGCAGCCCUAGCCACACCUCCCCUGGCUAUGAUUGACAGAGCCUGCAUGAAAAAAAAAACUGGUUUCACUUUCAAACAGAUGUAAUUUACCUUAAAUAAUUAUCUCUAAUAAUCUCUAAAUUGAACUUUAAUCACAUACAGGAGGCUCUUGCAGGGUCUAGCAAGCUAUUAACAUAGCAGGGGAUAAGAAAAUCUUAAUUAAACAGAACUUGCAAUAAAGAAAGCCUAAAUAGGGCUCUCUUUACAGGAAGUGUUUAUGGAAGGCUGUGCAAGUCACAUGCAGGGAGGUGUGACUAGGGCUCAUAAACAAAGUGAUUUAACUCCUAAAUGGCAGAGGAUUGAGCAGUGAGGCUGCAGGGGCAUGUUCUAUACACCAAAACUGCUUCAUUAAGCUAAAGUUGUUCAGGUGACUAUAGUGUCCCUUUAACCAGUGACACAUCCCAUGAUUGAUAUUGUUAUCCUUGAUAUUUCUGUAGCACAUUUACCACGAUAUUCAACAAGCCUUAAAACUUGCAAAGCAUCAUGGGACAUGAAGUUCGGAAACAUCUGAGGUGCCAAUGUUAUUCCUCGCCAAAAGUGUUAGCUGUUAAAUAUCGAGCAUAAAGUAUGCAAAACAUAGAGAUCUGUAGAGACUGCAGAUAUAUAGACAUGCAAACGGCAAUUCGUUUAUGAACAAAUUGAUUCAUUCGCAAUAGAAAUGCAUAAAUUUCGUUCAAAAGCAUUUUUUCCAUCUAUGAAAGAAACAAAUGGCAAAUGAAUCGAUUUGUUCAUAAAUUAAUUGCUGAUUGCAACAUUUCAAAUAUAUAUAUGUUUUCCUGAGAAUUUACUUCCCAGGUUCACGUUAUUAAGGACGUGUGAUCUCUAUUUUAGGCUCUGUUCCACCUUUUUAACCUUAUGUCCUUCUUUUCCAGGUGCUCCAUAUUUUUGGUGUGUCUGAGUGUAUCACAGAGCUCCACAACAAUAAUACUCCCAGUAAUGUGUCUGAGUGUAUAACAGAGCUCCACAGCAAUAAUACUCCCAGUAAUGUGUCUGAGUGUAUAACAGAGCUCCACAGCAAUAAUACUCCCAGUAAUGUGUCUGAGUGUAUAACAGAGCCCCACAGCAAUAAUACUCCCAGUAAUGUGUCUGAGUGUAUAACAGAGCUCCACAGCAAUAAUACUCCCAGUAAUGUAUCUGAGUGUAUAACAGAGCUCCACAGCAAUAAUACUCCCAGUAAUGUGUCUGAGUGUAUAACAGAGCCCCACAGCAAUAAUACUCCCAGUAAUGUGUCUGAGUGUAUAACAGAGCCCCACAUCAAUAAUACUCCCAGUAAUGUGUCUGAGUGUAUAACAGAGCUCCACAGCAAUAAUACUCCCAGUAAUGUGUCUGAGUGUAUAACAGAGCUCCACAGCAAUAAAACUCCCAGUAAUGUGUCUGAGUGUAUAACAGAGCCCCACAGCAAUAAUCCAGGUGCUCCAUAUUUUUGGUGUGUCUGAGUGUAUCACAAAGCUCCACAACGAUAAUACUCCCAGUAAUGUGUCUGAGUAUAUAACAGAGCUCCACCACAAUAAUACUCCCAGUAAUCUGUCUGAGUGUACAACAGAGCUCCACAGCAAUAAUACUCCCAGUAAUGUGUCUGAGUGUAUAACAGAGCUCCACAGCAAUAAUACUCCCAGUGAUGUGUCUGAGUGUAUAACAGAGCUCCACAGCAAUAAUACUCCCAGUAAUGUGUCUGAGUGUAUAACAGAGCUCCACAGCAAUAAUACUCCCAGUAAUGUGUCUGAGUGUAUAACAGAGCUCCACAGCAAUAAUACUCCCAGUAAUGUGUCUGAGUGUAUAACAGAGCUCCACAGCAAUAAUACUCCCAGUAAUGUGUCUGAGUGUAUAACAGAGCUCCACAGCAAUAAUACUCCCAGUGAUGUGUCUGAGUGUAUAACAGAGCCCCACAGCAAUAAUACUCCCAGUAAUGUGUUUGAGUGUAUAACAGAGCUCCACAACGAUAAUACUCCCAGUAAUAUGUCUGUGUGUAUAACAGAGCUCCACAACGAUAAUACUCCCAGUAAUAUGUCUGUGUGUAUAACAGAGCUCCACAGCGAUAAUACUCCCAGUAAUGUGUCUGUGUGUAUAACAGAGCUCCACAGCAAUAAUACUCCCAGUAAUGUGUCUGAGUGUAUAACGGAGCUCCACAGCAAUAAUACUCCCAGUAAUUUGUCUGAGUGUAUAACAGAGCUCCACAGCAAUAAUACUCCCAGUAAUGUGUCUGAGUGUAUAACGGAGCUCCACAGUAAUAAUGCUCCCAGUAAUGUGUCUGAGUGUAUAACAGAGCUUCACAGUAAUAAUAAUCCCAGUAAUGUGUCUGAGUGUAUAACAGAGCUCCAUAGCAAUAAUACUCCCAGUAAUGUGUCUGAGUGUAUAACAGAGCUUCACAGUAAUAAUACUCCCAGUAAUGUGUCUGUGUGUAUAACAGAGCUCCACAGCAAUAAUACUCCCAGUAAUGUGUCUGAGUGUAUAACGGAGCUCCACAGCAAUAAUACUCCCAGUAAUGUGUCUGAGUGUAUAACGGAGCUCCACAGUAAUAAUGCUCCCAGUAAUGUGUCUGAGUGUAUAACAGAGCUUCACAGUAAUAAUACUCCCAGUAAUGUGUCUGAGUGUAUAACAGAGCUUCACAGCAAUAAUACUCCCAGUAAUGUGUCUGAGUGUAUAACGGAGCUCCACAGUAAUAAUGCUCCCAGUAAUGUGUCUGAGUGUAUAACAGAGCUUCACAGCAAUAAUACUCCCAGUAAUGUGUCUGAGUGUAUAACAGAGCUUCACAGUAAUAAUACUCCCAGUAAUGUGUCUGAGUGUAUAACGGAGCUCCACAGCAAUAAUACUCCCAGUUCUGUGUCUUCAAACUACAAUAAAUGUGUUUAGAAAUCAGUUUAUGUAAAUAAGAUAGUUUGAUUCCAUUUUCUAAAUUCCAGUUACAUAAAUAGGUAUCACUAGGCCAUGAAGGUGCCUAAAAGCCCCACCCUGACCACAACUUGAGCCCAUUCUCUGAAAAUGUUCCUUAUUGAAUUUAUCUGAAGUGAUAUCAGGGUCUAGAUCAACCCAGCUGUGAAUGUGUAGUUAAAAUAAAUUCUUUAACCCCUUCAGGACGGGUGACGGACGAGGUCCAUCACACAGGGGAGACCCUUAACGACGGGUGACGGACCUCGUCCGUCACGCGGUAAAAUUAACCCCGGAUCGCCGCUAUCGCGGCGAUCGCGUGGUUAAUGGUGCUCCCGGUAUGCCUCUGCAUUAGAGGCAUACCGGGAGCACCCGGUCAAGCUGCCCAGCACAUGUGCUCGCUCUGACCGCAAGUCUGAGCGAGCACAUGUGCUCUCUAUACUCACCUACCGGCUCCCUGCACUUCCGGGUUCUGUGUGAAGUGCAGGGAGCCGGAUCAGUGCUGAUCCUGCCCCCUGCUGGAAAAAAAAAUAAAGUUUAUUUAAAGUCCCCCUUACCCAUUUUAAUAAAAAAUUAACCCCUUCCCUGCCAAUUGAUCACUGACUACAGUGAUCAAUUGGCAGGGAUUACAUUUUACUAUGAUCUGAUUUUUUUUUUUAACCCCUGAGGGUUAAUUUUUUUUUUUUUAACCCUCAGGGGUUAAAUUAAUUAAAUUAAUUAAUUAAAUUAUUUUUAAAUUAUAUAUUUAGAUAGCUGGGGUAGGUGGAAGUUAGUGGGGAAUUGGGGGAUUUGACGUUAGGCUAACUAGGGGUUAACGUUAAAAAAAAGUUUUAAAAGAAACUUUAAAAAGUUAAAAAUUAAGCUUAAAAAAAAUGUUUUAAUAACAUUUAAGUAAUAAAAACAAAAAAACACACUUUACCUAGUCCAAAUAAAAAUUAACCCCUUCCCUGCCAGUCGAUCACUGCCUACAGCGAUCAAAUAGAGAUCACAGUAUUAUACUGUGAUCUAAUUUUUUUUAACCCCUGAGGAUUAACUUUUAUUUAUUUUUUAACCCUCAGGGGUUCAAUUUAUUUAAUUAAUUAAUUUAAAUAUUUUAUAACUAUAUAUUUUGCUAGCUGGGGUGGGUGGGAGUUAUGGGAAAAUGGGGAAUUUACUGUUAGUGCUGCGUACUGCUAGUUAGGGGUUAACAGUAAAAAAAAUAGCUUAGAAAAAUGUUAAAUCUGUAAAAAAGUUUUAAGAAAGUUUAGGAAAGUUUAAAAAAAAUUUAUAAGCAAAACAAAAGUUUAAAAACUAGUUUUUAAAAGUAAAAAGUUAUAAAAAGUAAAAAAAUACAUUUUAAAAACGCUCAUUACCACUACACCUGGAACAAACUAGAGAAAAAAUUAUCCCACGCCAAGGUUCAAAAUAUGCCUUUUGAAUUACCCCAGGGUGUAUUCUUUAAUAAAUAGUAUGUGUUUGUGGGGAAGUCUCAAUAACCAACCGUCUAAACUAUUCCAAAUUGGAACAUGGACACAGCGUAAAACUUCAAAGUUAGAAAAAAACUGAAUGGCUGCGUCUCAAAUGCGCCCCUUCAACAUCCACAUAUACCUGGCAAAGGUACAUACGGGGGUAUUGCUGUACUCAGCCGACAUAGCUGAGCAACAUAUGAAGUAUUAUACAGUCAUAGUACACAUAAGGUUUGCAAAAUAUGCUGCGCAAACUCACUUUGUAUGUCAAAAAGGCAGAAAAAAUGCUUAUUACCACUACACUUGGUACAAGCUAGCGGAAAAAUGAUCCCACACUAAGGUUCAAAAUAUGCCUUUUGAAAUACCCUGGGAUGUCUUCUUUAAGAAAUGGUAUGGCUUUAUGGGGAAUUUGGAUUAUAUAGCCUGGUAAAAUACUCUAAAAUGGGACAUAGGCACAGCAUAAAAAUUCAAAGUUUGAAAAAAACUGGAAUGGCUGUGUCCCAAAUGUGCCCCUCCGAUGUCCACACAUACCUGGCAAAGGUACAUACGGGGGUAUUGCUGUACUCAGCCGACAUAGCUGAGCAACAUAUGAAGUAUUAUACAGUCGUAGCACACAUAAGGUUUGCAAAAUAUACUGUGCAAACUCACUUUGUAUGUCAAAAAGGCAGAAAAAAUGCUUAUUACCACUACACUUGGUACAAGCUAGCGGAAAAAUGAUCCCACGCUGAGGUUCAAAAUAUGCCUUUUUGAAAUACCCUGGGAUGUCUUCUUUAAGAAAUGGUAUGGCUUUAUGGGGAAUUUGGAUUAUAUAGCCUGGUAAAAUACUCUAAAAUGGGACAUAGGCACAGCAUAAAAAUUCAAAGUUUGAAAAAACUGGAAUGGCUGUGUCCCAAAUGUGCCCCUCCGAUGUCCACACAUACCUGGCAAAGGUACAUACGGGGGUAUUGCUGUACUCAGCCGACAUAGCUGAGCAACAUAUGAAGUAUUAUACAGUCGUAGCACACAUAAGGUUUGCAAAAUAUACUGUGCAAACUCACUUUGUAUGUCAAAAGGCAGAAAAAACGCUUAUUACCACUACAUCUGGUACAAGCUAGCGGAAAAAUGAUCCCACGCUAAGGUUCAAACUAUACCUUUUGAAACACCCUGGGGUGUCUACUUUAAGAAAUGGUAGGCCUUUGUGGGGUAGAUUGAAUUUAAAACCUGCGAAGAUGCUUGGAAAUUGCACAUAGGCCCAGCGUCAAAAUUCAAAGUUUGGUAAAAACGGAUAUGGCUUGGUCUCCUAUAUGGCACUGUAGCUUCACAAAAUAGUGACAAAGACAUUCAUUGGGGUGUAUUUUUACUCAAAAGACUUAGCUGAGCAUAAUUUGGGAGGUUUGAACUUAGUGGCACAUAUGAAAUAUACAAAACGCCCAGCAAAAAUGCAAUCCGUAUGUAAAAAAUGCACAAAAUAAUUUUUUACCACAUACUUUGGCAUAUAUUGGUGAAAAAAUGGGGGUAUGUUAAGGCACAAUAUGCACCUUAUGAGAUACCCUGGAGUGUCUACUUUUACAAAUGGUAGGCCUUUGUGGGGGUUUUUUGAACAGUCAAACUGUUAUAAUACCCCAAAUGGAAGCUAAGGCUCAUUAAAUCCGUCUCUCAAAAUUCUACUGUGAAUACUGUAAAGGACAGGUCUCCUAUAUGGCACUGUAGCUUCACGAAAUAGUGCCAAAGACAUUCAUAUGGGGUGUCAUUUUACUCAGAAGACUUAGCUGAGCAUAAUUUGGGGGUUUGAACUUAGUGGCACAUAUGAAAUAUACAAAACGCCCAGCAAAAAUGCAAUCCGUAUGUAAAAAAUGCACAAAAUUAUUUUUUACCACAUACUUUGUCAUAUAUUGGUGAAAAAAUGGGGGCAUGUUAAGGCACAAUAUGCACCUUAUAAGAUACCCUGGAGUGUCUACUUUUACAAAUGGUAGGCCUUUGUGGGGUUUUUUGAACAGUCAAACUGUUAUAAUACCCCAAAUGGAAGCUAAGGCUCAUUAAAUUCAUCUCUCAAAAUUCUACUGUGAAUACUGAAAAGGACAGGUAUCCUGUAUGGCACUGUAACUUCACGAAAUAGUGCAAAAGACAUACAAUGGGGUGUCAUUUUACUCAGCAGAUGUAACUGAACACAAAAUAAAACUUUGUACAGGAAUAGCACACACCAACUUUACAAAAUAUACACGAGAAUUUCUCUGUUAUAAGUUUGUGUGCCAAAAACCAAAAAGAACACAAUUUUACUCCAAUAUUUAGCAGAGGUUGGCGGUGAAAUGGCUACGUAGAAAGUGUCAAAACAACCUUAGGUAAAUAGCCCGUGAUGUCUACUUUAUAUAAAUAUAUACUUUUGUGUGGCAAUUUUGUUUUCUUUUAUGGCUAUUAAGCUUACAAGACAAACAUACCAAAUUCUAAAAUCGCUCCACAUUAAAAGUUUAUUUUACUCCUUGUGCUUUGUGACCUGUAACUACCAAAAAAAACUUAAAAUCCCAGACACAUUAUAUAUUCUGUAAAUCAGAACAAAUAAAUAAAUUUAUUUUUAAUUACUUUCCUUAACCUGCACUAAUUAUGCACACAUUAUUAUUGCAAAAACUGUAAAAAAAAACAAUAUUUUUCAUUUUUUUUGCAUUUUUCUGUAUUUUUUUUAUAAUAAGUAAGCAUUUAUAUAUAUAUAUGUUAUAUCAAAUUAAAGCCCUUUCUGUCCUUUAAAAAACAGUAUAUAAUAUGUGUCGGUGCAAUAAAUGAGAGAGAUGCAAAUUGCAGUUGAACGCAAACAGCAAGAAAAUGCAAAAAUUGCUUGUGUCAUUAAGCGUAAGUCAAGCUUCUGAAGCUGUGUCCUUAAGGGGUUAAUCUUCUAAAAUACCACCCAUAUGUUAAUGAUGCCUGCAGUAGAGGGGUUUAAUGUUAAAGGGGACUUUGGGGGUAACUGCUUUGAAGAUGCUCUGGGUGGUAACUCCCACAAUACUUAGCCAAUCUGUACUCUUUUAGAGAUGCAUACUAUAAUUUGUUUUAAUAUAUUUUUCAGUUAAGGUUAUGCUGGUUCCUGAUGGUCAAGUGGUUACCAUGGCAUUUUCUAUUGGAUAUUCUGUACAAAACCUUAAAAACUACUUUGCUGCCGAGAUGAAAAUACCUGAAACCGUCAUUCGGAUAACGUUUGAAGGUAUGUCAUAUAAUUUUGGCAUAUUGUGAUAAUAAAAGCACUUUGAUUGUUCUGCUGAGUCCUGUUUUGCUUUUGAAUUUCCAGUUUUCAAGGAUAAUGUUGCACUCUAACUUGAAAGUACUUUCUUUUAAAGGAACAUUUAAUAAAAACAAACUGUAUUCCUAAAGUUAGAGUGUUGUUCUAUCUAUUUAGAUAAUGUAAAAGGUGUUUUACUUACCUUAUUUCCCCCCAGAAAGCUGCCACACUUCCAAAGAAUUAGGAGUGUUAGUACGCAUGUGCAGCAAUCACCAUGCUGUGCCAAACAGCAUCUCCUCACAGAGCUGCAUUGAAUUAAUGCAUCUCUUUGGGGUGCAUUCAACGUCUUCUUGCAGAAUGGCAGAUGCCACUAAUAAAUGAUUGCAGGACCUCAUCCAGAAAGUCCAUCUAGUGCAGGGUUGUCAAACUCGUUUGUUCCAGAGCGCCAAACUGUCCACUGAGAUAGGUAUGGAGGACCAAAUGCAUAAAAUCUAUAUGCACACACACGCGCAAACAAGAUGCAUACAUACUGAGAUGCAUACAUACUGAGAUACAUACACACACACACAGACACACACACACACACACACUGAUACAUACAAACACCUUGACAGAUACACACAUAAAUGUACUAAUUGUAAUGUUUGCAGCCACCCUCCUGUUAGCAUACCUUUUGUGUCCAACCAUUCCUGGCGUACUGCUGCUAUCUGAGAUCGAUGGGAGUGAGUGCGGGGGUCAGCAGCAGCUGGUGCCUCCUCCUCCUUCCUCCCGCACGGCGCUUUCUUACAAAGCUGGGAGGAAGUGAUAGGCUGUCACUUUCUCCCAGGCAGCCGAAGCACAUGGGCCUGAUUUAUGCUCUUAAAAGGCCCCUGUUCAGCAAUAAUACACAUCAGGUGGCCCUAAAGCUAUUGGCCACCCGAUGGCCCCCAAAGCAUGUAGACUGUUGUUCCACCACUUAUAUACACUUUACAAGCAGAUACACACGUAUAACUAAGAACUAACAUAUUUUAGCUAACAUUUUAGCUCCCCCCCAUCCCACUCUCCUGUGUGUGUGACUGCUACUGCCUCCCCGCACGGCUCUCAUAAGCUGGGAGGGAGUGACCUGAACUCACUUCUUCCCAGCAUGUUGCAGGCGGAGGGUGGACUAACACUGUGACAGGGGCACGGUCAGGUGCAUGCCGUAUUGUGGGGAUAUUUAUGGGAUAAUAAUAGUAACAGUGAGAAUUGCCCACUAAUUCAAUUCUCAGAUCCCAAAGAACGUUUAUCGUGUUAAGUGGAAUGUAUUUCAUAUAAUUAAUAUUCACGAUUUGUUAUAAAAAUAGAUUUAUUUAUAAUAACAAGUUAAUUAAUAAUAACAUGUAACAUGCAUGACAAUAAUCAAUGAAUAUUCAGUAUAAAAUGGUAUGCAAUACAAAGAAAUGGGUAUUACGUUUCAAUGGCUAAACGGCAUUAUCUGUCAAGACUUCUACGAUUUAUGACUAGCUUUCACAGACUGAAAGUGAAACUUUUCACAGGGAAGAACAGAAUUCCUCAGAAUGCAGCGUAAGGUCGUAAAGUUUAACAGACAGUUAGAAUAACCCUUUCAAUGCUGGCUAGAUCUCCUAGGUAAUUAAGAUCUAUUCUUAUGUAAUUUUUAAAUAAAAUAACAUUUAAACCAGUUCAUUAGUCAUUUCCUGAAACCAUCCAAUAAGAGAAUCUACCAUAUUAUAUAAGCAGAUUUUCAUUUUAAUUUGUCUAAAAGAUAUCUUAUCUUAAUUUAGAGCAAAUCAAUACACCUGGAUAAAAACAGCGGUAUGCUAACACGUGAUAAUAUCACAUCAAUAUAUAAUUAUUCUUAAUUCCACCUGCAGAAUGGAAUGUUUAUAACUAUAUAUUCUUUAGUUAACUAAGAUUUCUUAAUAUGGAAAUCUGACUGUGCUUUAUCCAGUCAUAUAUAAUGCUAUUAAUACAUUUUAAUUAAUUUAAUUAAUUAAAUGAAACCAGUAUAAUUACCAGUUGAGUAGAUAUUUCAUCCGAUUGGUAGUCUCAGGAACUUAUUUGGAUGUCUCUCUGCAUGGAGGUUGGAGUCCCCAAACUUCCAAUUCCUCUCUCCUCUUUUUCUUUGCAUAUCUCUUGGAUCUGCUCUCCUCGCAUCUCUCUAUCUUCCCUUUGUCUUAACUUUUAAAGGGCCAGACUCUCUGUACGUCAUCAGAUGAUAACCCAAUAGAAGCACUAGAGGUGUGGUUAUCUUCCAGAUCGCAAAUUAGUUAUUUGGUCUGUAGAGGGCAGUCUUGUCCCACUAAACAUACCUAUCCAGGAAAGAGUUAACUUUUCCUGGUGGCUAUUUUGACGUCAUUUUGCUUAUCUCAAAUGACCACUAUAACUUACGUAUCCUUCAAAGAUCAAAGGGUUUCUUAAAUUUUGUCCAGACUAUGUGUCUGGCAAUUCCUGCCAUAAUUUCUGAUAUGGCAGAUCAUGAACUAAGUUUACCCUUUUCCAUACAAUGGUACCUUAUACAUAUAGACAGUUAAAUAUUAAAUUAUUUAAUCUUCUCUGUCACAAUUGUCUGGGUUUAGAUUUGAUUAUAUUCUUCUUAUCACUUGUUUAUACUAUGCAUUCCUUAGCUCUGGCAAAGAGGCCAGUCUUACAGAAAGAAAUCUUGUGUCUUUUUUUUUUUGUUAACUUGGAAUAACAAAAUGGAGUCUGGUCUGUUCAGAGUGACUCAGAAUAUACACUUUUAGUUUCUAUCAUAGCACAAAAUGUCUGCCGAUAUAAAUACUCUGACAUAACCCCCCUUUAGUGCAUUUCAUAGCCAAAAUUAAUUUAGCUUAUGAAUAAGCACUAUAGAAGUUACCAGACAUAUUGUGCAAUCACAUCAUUUCUAACAUCGGCCCGUGCGUGGAAUGAACAUUUUUGUAUAUAUUUGUACCUGUAAGAGUUUUGAACUUUACACUUAGUACAAUCAACCAUAAUAUCAUUAUUACAUAGUACAUUAUUUUCAUUUGAAAAAUGUCUUUGAGAGUUACAUAUGGUAUGGCCAAUAAAAAGGAAAUCUCCAUACGUUCCGGAUCAAUUAAGAGAGGUAUAGCGCUCCCCAUCUCAAAGACCAGAUUUAAUUGCAUAGGCUCAAUUGUCUUUCCAUCCACAUUGGCAAGCAUCGCAUGAACAAUAUCCUUGGAUACAAAAUACAGAGGUAUGCGUCCCCCUGCCAAUUCGAUCAUUCCAGUUUGCACUUCGUCAAGAAAAGCAAGUGUGUGGAACAAUAUUGGGUCAUGCAGAAAUAGAAGUUCACGCUUAAAUAAGUCAUGACUUUGGUGCAACUCAGUGGAUUUGGCAAUUAACUCCGAAUGCAAAUUUGUUGUAACAACUGUGUCUUCCACAAUAGUUAACAUGUCUUGGAGAAGUGUUCUUUGCUGGUUUAUCACCUGAUGAAUAUCGUUAAUGUGUUGCUUUAGCGCAUAGAUUUCCAUAUCCAGCUUUUGGACAGUAAUAGAGUUGGCUGCAGACAUUCCAGUUGCGACAACUGCACCGACAGUGGCACAAACUAAUGCAACAAUUAUAGCGGUGAGGAACCUUUUGGGUCGGUUGCUCAUCGGAAUAGAACUGGAUACAAAUGGUUUCCGGGCUUGCUCCAAGAUGUUUCGCACACGGUCCUGUGCUCUUUGGAGGUGCAUCUGGUACCAAGUCUGUAACUCAGGAAGCUGCAUCGAUGAAAUGUUGUAUGCCUUCUCGAUGGAAAUCUUGGGGUCCAAGCUGACGAACACACGUCGGGUCAGGAUCCUCUUCUCUGUCAAGAUGAACCCUGGUGUCUCUUGAAUCAGGAUGCCGGAGGAUGGUCCCAUCUCUGCGAUCGGGUCGGUCCGUAGCUCUUGGCACAGGAGCAGUAUGAUCCAGAAACACGCCACAUCCUUCUUGGACAUCUUUCGACAGUCACGGAUCAGGAACUCGUUUCAGACUUAUCUACUAAUGAUUCAAGGUUUGUUAAGCAUACAAACUUAUGACAGUGUGACAUCACUUGGCCUAGGACAACACAUUAUUACGAUUCAUCAACAUAUGUAUUCUGUCUAAUUCUAUUUUUAUAACUUCAUCCCUCACUACAUUUAUUACUGACUCUUCAGUAAUUUGCCUAUAGCAUUUAAACAAGCUAGUAACCUGCUUAUAAAAUGUAGUUAUUGGAUGGCAAGGAAAUGGUUAAUGACAUGAACGUACAUGAGAUCAUGGCACAUCACAACAUUUCACAUCAUACUAUACCACGUGAAUCAAGCAUUCAUCCAGGUUAGUCGUUCACCCUUCUGCGUCUGAAUCCACACCUAUAAUCCUUAAUUGAGAUUUAGGAUGACAAGCACGCAACUGGUUAAUGUGAACCCACUUUUCAAUAAAAUCACCAUCCUUAGGAAUUUUUAUCUUAUACGCUACUGGGGAAAUUUUGUCAAUGAUGACAUAUGGCCCUUUCCAAGAAGGUAAAAAUUUCUUUUCCUUGACUUGAUUUCGCGCAAAGUUAUACAGAUAGACUUGAUCUGUUAUCUCAUAUUCCUUUUUCGUGGUUUUUAGAUCGUAAUAGGUCUUAACCCCUGUCGCUGCUUUUUCUAGAUUCUUUUGGGCAAAAGCAAACGCAUGCUGUAAAUGCUUGCGCAAAUCUUCGAUAUACUGAUGCGUAGUGGCAGCAUUGAUCAAGUUAUGAUCUGAAGUACGAUAUAGUAAAUGCUGUGGUAAAACCAUCUUUCUUCCUGUCAUCAAUUCAAAAGGUGACAAUUUGGUAGCAGUGCUAGGUGUGGCUCUAAUCACCAUUAAAACUAGGGGCAAUUUAAUGUCCCAGUCUUUACCAGACUCCUUAACAUAUUUCUUCAGAAUAUUAACGAUAGACUGGUUAUAUCGCUCUACCCCCCCGCUAGACGCAGCGCGGUAUGCAAUAUGUAGCUUUCGUUUAACACCUAGAAUGUUCCACAUCUUAGCCAUUACUUCACUGGUAAAGUGACUACCUCUGUCUGACUCAAUUCUUUGAGGCAGACCGAACCUGGAAAAGACAUGGUUAAUCAACAAAGUGGCGCACACGGUACUCGUGUUCUCUUUACAAGGCAAACAUUCUAUCCACUUUGUGUACAUACAUGUAACAGUUAACAUGCAUUUGUUACCUCUUGAAGAUCUUGUUACAGGACCUAUAAAGUCAAUUUGAAUAUCAGACCAGGGUAAUGACACCCCCCUCUUCUGAAGUGGUGCACGAUGGGUUGGACCAUGGGGUUGAUAUUGCGGACAAAUCAAGCAUCCCUGACAGUAUGUCUUAACAUCCCUUAACAUGUGUGGCCAAUAUGCAUAAUCACGCAAUAUCUCAUAUGUGAUCUUAUCACCACGAUGCCCAGAUGUAGGUGCAUCAUGUGCGUGUUGGAGCAUUAACCCUCUGUAUACAGUUGGGACUACCCAUUGUUGUAUACCAUGUUUAGAAGUUUUGACCAGUAACCCAUCCAUGAUACUAAAUUGGACUUUAUAUCUCAUCAAGAUUCGUAAAUCUUCAUUAUCUUUGCAAUCCUCAUCUGUGAUGGGAUUGGCAGUAGGGUCUUCUAUAUGUCUAUAGAAUAUGCCUAUGACGGGAUCAUUCUUUUGACUGGUAAUCAGGUCCUCACUAGGAGCUUCUUGACUCCAUUGCACGACAUUUAAGUCGGCAUUAUCUCUAGCCUGUCGUCUAGUUAUGGCUUCAACAUGAAUUGAACCCAUAAGAUCAUCAAUGUUUAGGGUUUCACCAUUGAUGGCAGCUUGUUUUGCCAGUGAAUCGGCUAAGUCAUUACCAUCCUUGUCAAUACCUUCUAUUUUAGAAUGGCCUUUGGUUUUCUUCCAAUAUAUGGUUAAACCAUUUUCCUUAACCAACUCAUCGAUUUUACAAAACAAUUUUCCAUGUUUAACAGGUUUGUUAUUGCUUUUCAGCAUUUGGUUACGUUUCCAGCUAGGCAGAUAUUCGAUGAAACUGUUGCGAACAUAGUUGGAAUCAGUUAUGAUAACGAAUUCUUUGAUACUAUAUUCUAUUGCCAUUUGAAUGGUCUUAUAUACUGCACAGAGUUCGGCUAUCUGACUGCUUUUGGGACCAAUAUUGUAUCCUAUAGAUACAUUGGGAUAAUCACCUAUCCAGGCGAUUCCGAUACCUGCAACUAACUUCCGUUCAGCACCAGCGACGUGGUGAUAUGAACAACCAUCAAUGUAUACCCACGGUAGUGGUCGACAGUAUUCCUCGUCAUAAACUUUAUAAGGAGAUAGCAAUUGCUCUUCUAGGAAGUCAUCUCCGGUGUCAUUAUCAUCCAGAGAUGGAGCAGUACAGUCAUGUAAUUCUGCUAAACCUUGGGCAACUGUGCUUCUCUUAUUAUGUUUAUAACGGACUUCUAACGGCCAUCCCUGUAAGGAUAGAGUCCAUGCAGUAAUCCGACUGUUAGAGAGAUUACCGUCUCUAAUUCUUUCACUCUGCAGAUACUGUAGAGGUUGGUGAGCUGUUUCUACAAUUAUUUUCUCACCUUGGAUAUAGCUACGAAAAUUUUGUAGUGCCCAGACAGUCGACAAUAACGCCUUCUCACACGUGUUGAAUUUAACUUCAACAGGUGACAAAGUCUUGCUAGCAUAUGCAAUAACUUUGUUUAAACUGUCCUGCUUCUGAUACAGAACAGCACUAAUGCUUAAAUCGGUAUAUCCUGUCUCCAGAUAGAAGGGUUUACCCCCCUCUGGGUAUGCUAAACAGGGUGCCUGAGUGAGCUUCCUCCUCAGUUCACUUACCGCUUGGUCCUGAGGCUCCCCCCAGUUCCAGGUAGUUUCCUUUUUAAGCAGGUGUAAGAGUGGUUUAGUUAUUUCUGCAUAGUUAUCUAUAAACUUACGGGAGUAGUUAGUCAUACCAAGGAACGAUCUUAAUUCCCUGAUGUUUGAAGGUGUUUUAGCCUUGAGUACGGCUUCAACCUUCUUCCUUUGGGGAUUUAAUCCUUCAGAAGUUACUUCAUGUCCGAGGAAAUUGACAUGGGUGCGACACCAUUGCGCCUUUUGUAAAGACAGUUUAAUCCCUGCCUCUCUUAACUGAGUGAGAACAUGUCUAAUCUCUAAGAUAUGCUUAUCAAAGGAAGUGCUUUUCAGCAAGACAUCGUCGACAUAUGAUAACGUUCCUCUCUCGAGUGCGUCAGGCAUAGCUUUAUGCAUGAACACAGCGAAUUCAUGACCAGAGUUUAUGUAACCGAAAGGCAUACGGUCCAGGUAUACUGCUGCUUUCCAAAUGUGAAGGCCAAUUUGUAUUGGUCUUCAUUAUGAACUGGUACAGUCCAAUAUCCCUGCGCACAGUCAAUGGCAGUGAAUAUUUUGGAUCCCUGCAUUUGUACCAAACAUUGGUCUAUGUAUGGUGUUGGCCAACCAGACAUAUAGAUGCGUUUAUUUAGCUGUCGUAAGUCAGCGCAUAAACGCCAUUGUCCAUUAGGUUUCAGAAUCCCCAAGAUCGGAUUAUUAUACGAACUGUGCACUGGACGUAUAAUGCCCCUUUCCUUUAAAUUCUGAAUGAUGUCUUGUAGACCAUCAUAUGACGCUAAUGGGAGUCUAUAUUGUUUGAUAAAUACAGGUGGUAAAUUUGGAUCAGUUUGUAUUCUGGCUACGUGGAGGUUAGUUAACCCACAAUCGUAGGAAUCUUUGGCAAAAAUAUCUUGGAAUUCCAAAAGGAUUUCCUUUAGCUGUUGCCGCUCAGCAUCGUUGGAGCAACUGUCAGCUAAAGAUAUUUGCUCUUCUAGCCUUUCCUGAAAUCCUGGAAAGAUUUCAGGCUGGCCUAUCUCAUAAGCUUCUUCAAGCCUAGAAGUUAGGUCAGUUCGGUGUUGACUUACCUUUUCUCUUUGGUCGUGAUACUCUUGUGAUUCCUGCUCAUUGAGCGGAUGAUCGAAGGUGAUAGAUGCUUCUUCGAUUUUACAUGAGCCUUCUUCAACGUUGAAGGGAUAUACAGAUAGGAUAGUGAAUAAUCCUUCUGGGGAGGAAUGGAAUAUUUGAUUGACAAUUUCGUCCUCAGUUAAGUAUUCUUCAGGGAUGAGGCCUAUAAUUUGGUUUUGGAAACCAAAUGUAUAGUACUCAGCAUCCAAUGCUAGACCUAAUAAUGUUCCUUUUGGUAAAGUAACACUAUUGGGUGUAACAUUGUUGACCAUGAUAUAGGUGGGAUUCUUACCAAUACUUACCAUUGGUGUAUGUGUUACCACCAUCCCUAAUUGUUGUAUCCUGUUGGAUAAACAGAUUAGGGCAUCAGAGUUUUCUGAUCUCUGACCCUCCUUGACCUGUAGGGGUAAAAGAAAAUUACUUGUCCCCUGUGGAAUGGUUAUGUCAUCAGGAACUUGGAUACUUACCGCAUAUGGGAGUAUUUGUCCUGAUUUCAGGGCGUUUUCCUCGUGUAGGUAUCCACAAGGAUUACCUUUUAACCUUGUCCACAAAUUGGAAUUAAUCAGAUCAAGGUGUAUGGCAAAGCGAUGUAUGACAUCAUUGCCAACGUAAACCUGAUAGCGAGGUUCGUUUAUCACUAGGAAUAAAUGUUUAACUGUCUUAUUUCCGAUGGAAAUAGAUAGUAAACAUUUUGCUAUCACAUUGUGACUCUCUGAUUCGCCAUCCAGAUUCUGGAUCCACCUGUCAUGUGGGGAAGCAUACCUGAUCAUUUUAGGAUUAGCGAUCUGCUUUAACAGACUUCUGCUAAUAUAGCUGUUCUCACUCUUGAAGUCUAGCUUUGCAUUCCUACUUCUUCCUAAGUCAUGUAUUUGCAUAGGAAAGAAUAAAUUGUUAUUAACCCUUUCAAUUCUGGCAAGGAAUUGAGCAUGACCUGCCAGAUCUACAGAUUCAACAUAGUCCCUGUGGAGAGAAAUGGUUAAAACAUCACCUUCCAGAGAGACAUUCUGGAUCCUCUCUGGAGCAAUUCUUACGGAAUGCUCAUCUACAGGUGCGAUUGCAUCAUUCACCUGCAGGAUAGUCACGUCAGGUGACUGACUAUUUCUAAAAUGUACCUCAAUUGAGUCAGGUCUUUCUUCUAUCAUAUGGCAGUUACGAUCAGAUCGAACAUGUGAUUUCUCAUAGGUUAUGGGAACCUUAGCUUGUGACCAUACAAUUCCAUUUACACAGUCAAUAAUCGUGUUAAGUCUUCUAAGUAUGUCUAUACCCAGAAUCAGUCGGUCAUAGGGGAGAUCUACCACUAUCACCGGGUGUCUAAAGGUUUUGUUACCUAUUUUAAACUUUAACCAGGUAUUGCCAAUAACAUGAAGGGCAUUUCCUCCUACACUCAACAGAGCAUUGGGGAAACCUCUUAGCUUCGGCUUAUCCGUUGCUAAGUCCAUUACCUGCUGGAAGUAGGUAUUGGAUAAGAUAGUGGCUUGUGAACCAGUAUCUAUUAACCCUUUAAAAGGCUGGGGUAACGAAUCCUGUAUUUCUACAGACAUGUAGUACCUUCCUUCAUGUUCUUCUAAUUCACAUAAGAAUUUAGAAUGUGUCAACAUAUUACUUGUUUUCCAUACAUUACCGGUCACAGCAGUAGUUUCUACCUGUACUGAGGAAUGCUCAGUCUUACCCACAGGCCCAUCCUUUUUAGGAACAUCUUGAACUGUCAAGCGGGAACUAGUGGUCGGCAUCUCAUCAGUUAACCCUUUCAGGUCUGGAUCCUGGAAACUAGUGGCUGCUGGGGCUAUUUUAGCCUUUGGCUGAAAUGAAAAAACAGAGGAACACGUCGCGCCUCCUUCACCCGGAAGUGAAGUGACGGUAUAGGCAAUAGGUUUUCUAACACAACUAUUGUUUGUUUGACUGUUAGUACUUGGAAAGGAAACAGGGUUAGGUAUUACAUCUACUGAUAACCUAGCCUGUUUAGUCACAGUAGCUAUUAUUGCUGCGGCACCUGUUGUUGUUGCUGCGGUUGCACAGGUAGUUCUGCAAUUGGAGCUAUCCCUAAAAAAGGAUUUGUGGCCAAGACUUGGUUAAUCUUUGUAAUUUCCUCCAUUAAUUUGCCCAUCUGGUCUGUCAAUUGACCAACCUGAUGACGCAAAUUAUUUCCCCCAUUGCCGUUUUGUCUUUGCCCAUUAGAAUUUGGCUGGGAUGGCUGAGACUGUUGGGAGUUAUUGGAAGCAGAUUGGUUGUUUCUGUUUCCAUAUCUCCUAUUUCCCUGAGGAUUCCUUCUCCAUUGGGAAUUGCCUUGGUUUUUAUUAACCCAGGGGCGUUUAUUCCCAUUGGCAUUGGAUUUUUCAGAGUUAUUAGAGGAAUUUGCAGAAUUGCUUCCGGCAUUUUCCUGUUUCUGAGGUUUUGGAGAUUUCAAAACCUCGGAAUUGGUCCUCUUUUUCUGUUGGGUUUCUAAACCUAACUGAAUUUUAGUCUCUGACACCAUUUUAUCACCAGGUUUCUUAACCUUUGGCUGAUUUUCAUCAUGUGCAUGGUGUAUAGUAUACAACUUCCUGCACUGACUGACUAGCCAUUCUAAUGGUAACUUACAAUCGUAAUCUCUUGCGAGAUUCAUUUGUAUGUUUACUGGCAUGGCAUGAAAAUACAGAUCUUUGAAGUCUGUGCUUUCAUACCUGGGUUUCCUUUGGGCCACGGAGUAUGCAUUUUUAAGAAUUAUUAAAAAUUCUCUGGGGCUUUGAUCUGGACGGCACUUUAAGUUAUAAAGCGCCCUCUUUGCAGAGGCAAUGGUUUUAUACUUACCAUAUUCCAUGAUUAUUUCAUAUUUCAUCUUGGACCAGGACAUUAACUGUAUAGCUUGAAGACUUUCUAGAUAAACACGGCACAUUGAAUCAAAGGUCCAUGUAAUGAACCAUUUCUUAUGAAUGUCAUCAUACAUGCCCAAUGAAUUCAUUGCUCUAUCAUAAUUUUCCAGAUGUUCAGAUAUGUUUCCUGAACCUCUAGAAAAUUGUGGGACAGUCUCUCUAAGGAAUUUGAUGACCUUUGGUGUUUCAUAAACAGGCGUCGUUGAUUUACGACCUCUGUUUCUGUGUUUGGGUAAACGUCUAUGCGAUCUGUCUGCUGAAGAGGAAUUAGACCCGUACAACAGUGCAGAUGGCAUAUCAGUUACAUGGCCUUCAGAGUGGACAGUGCAAUCACUUUCACUCCCAUCACUCUGAGCUUCUUGUUCACUGUCACAAUUCUGAUCAGCAUCAGAAUUCUGCCAGUGUACAGAACCAUGUCUGUUUUCAUUCCUAUCACCUUGAAUUGGACUCUUCCUCUCAAGUUUGGCCAAGACAGCUUUUUCAAACUGUUCUGCCCAAGAUUGCCAAGGUGGCUUGGUAAUGUCAUGAGAUAGGGAAUCUUGUUCCACGGGUGAUUUUUUACAAUUACUCACAUCUUUACUUACAGACUGUUUUAUGAAAACCUGGUUUGGUGUGGGAAAAUCAUAAUAAGGAGGGGAUUUACAAAUAGUCUUUUCUUGCAUUUUUGUGCAACUUUUUGGCACAGAAUGAUGACUACCAACCUCACUGUCUAAUUUCUGACUCUCCUUUUCAUACUCAUCCAAUUGCAUUUUAAGCUGAUUUAUUUCCUGUGCAUAUUUAUCCGUCAAAGCUUUCAUUUCUUUUUCAUGAUCAGCCUGACGAGUUUUAUGCUCAGCAAGUAAAUCUUGGUAUUUCCCAUUUUGAAUGCCCAGAUCGUCACUGUACGUGUCCAAUUUGGCAUUCAAUGACUUGUUUUCAUCUAACACCUUAAGAAGUGCUGUUAUAAAGAAAGGCCAAGAGUGUAUUAUGUACGCCAUUUUCCUUUCUAUGUUCUUUUGUUCAGCAAUUUCUUUAAGAUAUAUGAUGAUGUGUUCAUCAGUUAGAAUGGUGUGUUUAGCUUCCCAUUCUAUGCUUUUCAACCAAACCUCAUAGGUUGCAUCAUUUUUCAUAUGUUUAUGAAUAUGAACUAGAGCAUGUUUUCUUAGGUCUUCAAUUAUUUCAGUAUUAUCUGUUACAGAUGUAUUACUGGAUUCAGCCAUAUUUCUAUACAGUGAUUUAAUCUCAAUACAAAACUCUUUUCUAUAUCAAGAUUAAAUUGCAUGAAUUACACCAAUAUUAUUAUAUAUGAAAUAUAAUUUCAACUUAAACGAUCUCAGCACCGUGCCUCCAAUAUGUGGGGAUAUUUAUGGGAUAAUAAUAGUAACAGUGAGAAUUGCCCACUAAUUCAAUUCUCAGAUCCCAAAGAACGUUUAUCGUGUUAAGUGGAAUGUAUUUCAUAUAAUUAAUAUUCACGAUUUGUUAUAAAAAUAGAUUUAUUUAUAAUAACAAGUUAAUUAAUAAUAACAUGUAACAUGCAUGACAAUAAUCAAUGAAUAUUCAGUAUAAAAUGGUAUGCAAUACAAAGAAAUGGGUAUUACGUUUCAAUGGCUAAAUGGCAUUAUCUGUCAAGACUUCUACGAUUUAUGACUAGCUUUCACAGACUGAAAGUGAAACUUUUCACAGGGAAGAACAGAACUCCUCAGAAUGCAGCGUAAGGUCGUAAAGUUUAACAGACAGUUAGAAUAACCCUUUCAAUGCUGGCUAGAUCUCCUAGGUAAUUAAGAUCUAUUCUUAUGUAAUUUUUAAAUAAAAUAACAUUUAAACCAGUUCAUUAGUCAUUUCCUGAAACCAUCCAAUAAGAGAAUCUACCAUAUUAUAUAAGCAGAUUUUAAUUUUAAUUUGUCUAAAAGAUAUCUUAUCUUAAUUUAGAGCAAAUCAAUACACCUGGAUAAAAACAGCGGUAUGCUAACACGUGAUAAUAUCACAUCAAUAUAUAGAAUAAGAAGUAGUGGCUCUGAUUCAGGGGUCGUGGCUACGACCGAUGAAUGAGUGCUAUAAAGUCCUGAAAUUACUCUCCCAAGAAAGGGAAUAACCCUCAAUAAAAAAACUUAAAACGGAAAGGAGGACCACGAGAGUCCUAAAUAGGAGAGUAAUAUGGAGAGGGGAAAAGGGGGAAAGGGGGGUCCCUACCUUUUAAUAAUUCUAAAGAUACACACAACAAGACAGGUGGGAAGAAAUAUAGUAAAAGAGAGUCCUGCAGGCUAGACACAGGAACCGGUUACUAAAAAACUGCCUGCUGAAUGUCUAGGAUCCUAAAAGGCACGCCCUCUAAAUCUUCCCAGAACAGGGACCCUAAUUGAAAAAGGGGGUAACUAAAGAAAUAGGGAAAGGGAGCAAAUGUAAAGGGAGGUAUCCCAAGGAGUAAAUAUUGUGCAAAAAACUCCUAUAAAGGUCCACUUGCCCUAGUUACCUCGGCACUGUGAAAAAUCACCAGUGCCUACCAAAGAAACUUAGUCCCUGCCUGUCAAAAGUAAAUAGUAACUGAUAAAAUAAAUUAAAUUAAAUCAAUCCAUCAGUGCUACCAAAAAAGUGCAAAACAAAGAAAAUAAAAUAAAAAGAAGCUCGACGCGCGUUUCAGCGUUUCAACACGCCGUCGUCAGGAGCAAUAAACUUUUGGAGUUCCCUGUAGCGAUUUAAAUACACCUUGUUACAAUCUAUAAGAUGGAAAGCAGCUGUUGUGUACCACGUGUGUUGCCGACAAUACUGUUAGCUUAUUGGUCAGCUACCUCUUAGGCCCGCCUCUUGUCCGCCGCGUCAUAUGACGUGGUCUUAAAGUGAAUGAAGGGGCGUAAUAAUGAGGUUUAGACGAUGUCCACAUGAGUUCAUCCACAGGAUUUUUAUAUUCGUUACAAUAUAGUUUGGAGACUUUAAUAGGAUACAGAACUAAAGGAGGGUUUACAUAGUGAUAACGAUAUGUAGUUUACAAGCGCCCAAUGCGCAUGCGCACAUAUCGGUUAGCAAUUGGUCCAAUGCGUAUCCCUCCUAUUCAUCUGUCGAUUGGAUCUGUCACUUGUCAGUCACGUCGUAAGACGUGAUACUGAACUGAAUCGAGGGACAUAAUGUUUAAAUAAUGCCCCCAUAAGACCCAAGUCGGAUGAGUUAUUCCGUAAGGAUUAUUAAAUUGGUAGCAAUAUAAUGAAUAAAAGUCCCGUUAUGAUCGCUAGUUAUUAAUAGUAGAAAUCACCAGUGGAUGAUUAUAGGCUAUGGCUGUCCAUUGGUCCAUUGUCUUUAAAAGUCUAUCCAUCCGCCAGAUACAGUCCUGGCAUAGGUAGGUGGAUAAAAUACAGGAAAUAACUGUGAACAGUGCCCCUAUGGGGUCAACAUGAAAAUAUACACGAAAUUCCCAUAGACAGAGACCCAUUAUGGACCGCUAGGUGACAAUAUGAUCUUAACAUGAUUAAUUAAAUACCCUGGUGAAGACUGAUACUGUACGAUCUUAACAUAGUAAAUUAAAUUGAAUAAAUGAAUAUCCUGGUAAUAACUAAUACUAAGUAGUAUAAAUUAAAGAUGCUCAAAUGUUGCCACAUGAUACACAAUAAAAAUUAAUUAGUAAAUAUUAACCAUAUACCCUGAGUAUAUAUGUCCAAAUUGUGGACAUAAUUAAAAAACCUAUGAUAUAUGUAUAUUAAUAUAUUGAUGUAAUAGCGGAAGGCUGAUUAAGACAUUACAGUAAAGGCUCGCAAUCCAAAAAAGUUGAUGACAUAAAGUCCAGGUGAUAAGCAUUUGGGAACAGAAGAAGUUUUGCAAAAUAAAAAGAUCAUAAUAGUGUGUACAUUAAUCCAUCGGGGGACUAAUGAGAAUUUCCCUAUAAAUUGUUUAUAUCCAAUAUAGAGAGAGAAAAAAAUAGAGAAAAAUUAGAAUUAUUAAAAGGUAGGGACCCCCCUUUCCCCCUUUUCCCCUCUCCAUAUUACUCUCCUGUUUAGGACUCUCGUGGUCCUCCUUUCCACAUCAAUAUAUAAUUAUUCUUAAUUCCACCUGCAGAAUGGAAUGUUUAUAACUAUAUAUUCUUUAGUUAACUAAGAUUUCUUAAUAUGGAAAUCUGACCGUGCUUUAUCCAGUCAUAUAUAAUGCUAUUAAUACAUUUUAAUUAAUUUAAUUAAUUAAAUGAAACCAGUAUAAUUACCAGUUGAGUAGAUAUUUCAUCCGAUUGGUAGUCUCAGGAACUUAUUUGGAUGUCUCUCUGCAUGGAGGUUGGAGUCCCCAAACUUCCAAUUCCUCUCUCCUCUUUUUCUUUGCAUAUCUCUUGGAUCUGCUCUCCUCGCAUCUCUCUAUCUUCCCUUUGUCUUAACUUUUAAAGGGCCAGACUCUCUGUACGUCAUCAGUUGAUAACCCAAUAGAAGCACUAGAGGUGUGGUUAUCUUCCAGAUCGCAAAUUAGUUAUUUGGUCUGUAGAGGGCAGUCUUGUCCCACUAAACAUACCUAUCCAGGAAAGAGUUAACUUUUCCUGGUGGCUAUUUUGACGUCAUUUUGCUUAUCUCAAAUGACCACUAUAACUUACGUAUCCUUCAAAGAUCAAAGGGUUUCUUAAAUUUUGUCCAGACUAUGUGUCUGGCAAUUCCUGCCAUAAUUUCUGAUAUGGCAGAUCAUGAACUAAGUUUACCCUUUUCCAUACAAUGGUACCUUAUACAUAUAGACAGUUAAAUAUAAAAUUAUUUAAUCUUCUCUGUCACAAUUGUCUGGGUUUAGAUUUGAUUAUAUUCUUCUUAUCACUUGUUUAUACUAUGCAUUCCUUAGCUCUGGCAAAGAGGCCAGUCUUACAGAAAGAAAUCUUGUGUCUUUUUUUUUUUUGUUAACGUGGAAUAACAAAAUGGAGUCUGGUCUGUUCAGAGUGACUCAGAAUAUACACUUUUAGUUUCUAUCAUAGCACAAAAUGUCUGCCGAUAUAAAUACUCUGACAGUAUGUGGCUAGUGACAGCUAGUAUAGGUGGUGUUAGACAGCAACGUAAACAUUACCUUUUCUCUGAAAAAGCAGCAUUUACAUUGCUCUGCCUGCGGGAACUUGCUAAUUGUCCCAAAGGGUUUCUUUAAGGUAUAUAUAACAACAGGAUUCAAAACAAGAAAAAAUAUAUUCUGUUCAUGUAAAUAUAAAAAUUCAUAGGCAAUAAAAUAAGGAAAGAAUAAAUAAAUAAAUGUUCAGUCAACCAGAUAAACUUGUCAGAGCCCCAAGAGCUAGCACUCAGGUAGGGAAAAAUAUAAUGGACAACUGCAAUGAAAACCAUCUCAGAAUGUUAAGAAUGCAUACCAAAAUGAAAAUGAGUAAGAACGAACAUGGUGGAAAAUAUCAGAGAAAUAUUUUCCACCAUCUUUAUUUUUUUUCCUUUUAUUCUUUUUCUCUAAUAUUUUCCACCAUCUUCAUUCUGACUCAUUUCAUUUUGGUAUGCAUUUUUAACAUUCCGAUAUUGUUGUUAUUGCAGUUGUCCAUUAUAUUUUUUUCCCCACCUGAGUGCUAAUUAUAAGUGAAUGACUGUAUCCAGACUAUAACUGACAAUACAUCUCAUCCUGCAGUUAGUUUUUCGGAUAACACAUGUUCUCGAUAUUUAGGACGUGUCGUAGAAGAUGUGGAGACGUUAAUGGGUUUGGGAGUCAUUCCUCAUGGAACCAUUCAACUGGAGAUCAUGUCCCUGGAUCCAGAGAACCAUCCAUUGAAAGCAAUGAAACUGCAACAAGAAUACAGCAUGCCCGAUGUCAUAACCGUCAGGGUGCCAACAGGUAUGGACAAACUGAGUUAUUAUGUGUGUGUGUUGUUGAUAGAGCUCAAGCUGGGUUAUAUAAGAGUUACAGGUUCCUUCCAAACACAAUGAAAUUAGUUCCAUUGAGUUGGUACUUAGUAAAUGUCUCAAAUAAAUGCCUGUUUGACAAAGCGCUAUAUCUAAGCCAGGGCUGCCAUUAGAAAUUGUGGGGCCCCUGACACAGCUCAAGGUCUGGGCCCCCCUGCACCCGAGUCCGCCCAGAGUGCUGCAGCCCCCGAGUCCGCCCACAGGAAUGCAGUGUCUGCAGGGCCGGUGCAAGGAUUUUUGCCGCCCUAGGCAAAAGUAAAGUUUGCCGCCCCCCCAUGUGACAUCACAAUGCCCCACCCAUAUGAUCUGACAUGUUAACUAACACCAGUGCUGCAGUGCCGCCGUGUUUACAUUAAAAGGCCUGCAGGGACAGGUUAGACACCAGAACCACUACAUUAAGCUGUAGUGGUUCUGGGGACUAUAGUGUCCCUUUAAUGUGAGGUAAAUUAGAGAUUAGUGCCACAAAUAAUAUACUAGAUUGCCUACUUACAACCAGAUGAGGAUGAUGAUGGGCUCUAGCUCCCGUCUGGCUCCACUGGUCUGGUGUAGAACAGGCUCUCUGGAGGCGGUUUGUAACUGUUUCUGCUUCUGGGAUCAACGGGAAGCAGCUCCAUUUUUUUGAGAGCCCUUUACACAGCUCAAUGUCUGGGUCCCAGGAUCCAGGAUCCACCUUCAUGUUCCACCAAUGAGUUUGUUCACAGGGGGUGGAGUGUGUGUGGGGGGGAUGUCCUGAUGUGUGUAAGGAAUGCAUUGUGUUAAUCUGUGUUUGUAUGUGUAAGGGCUGCAAGGUGAGUUUGUGUAUGUAUGGGAUGCAGUGUGUGCGUCUGUAAGGGAUGUGCAUUGCUUGUGUAUGUGUGUCUGUGUGUAAUGCAUUGUUUGUUUUUCUGUGUGCAAGGGGUGCAUUGUGUGUGUGUGUGAUGUAUGUCAAUCUCUCCCCCUCCCCCCCAUCAAUUUCCUUCUCCCCCCUCCAAUUUCCUUCUUCUCACCCUCCCUCCCUCUCUCUCCAAUUUCCUUCUUCUCCCCCUCCCUCUCCAAUUUCCUUCUUCUCCCCCCUCCAAUUUCCUUCUUCUCCCCCCUCCAAUUUCCUUCUUCUUCCCCACCCUCCAAUUUCCUUCUUCUCCCCCUCCCUCUCCAACUUCCUUCUUCUCCCUGCUCCAAUUUCCUUCUUCUCCCCCCCAACAACUUCCUUCUUCUUCCCCUCUCCAAUUUCCUUCUUCUCCCCCUCCCUCUCCAAUGUCCUUCUCCCCUUCCCUCUCAAUGCCUUCUCCCCCCUCCAAUUUCCUUCCUCCCCCCCUCAAAUUUCCUUCCUCUGCCCCCUCCCAGAAAUUUCCUUCCUCCCCCCUCAGAGUUCCUUCUUCUCUCCCCUCAGCUGUCUUCUCCCCCCACUCCUCCUCAAUUCCUUCUCCCCUUCCUCUCCUUGCCUUCUCCCACCUCAGGGCUUCCUUCCUCCUCCAAAUUUCCUUCCUCUUCCCCCUCCCUCAAAUUUCAGCCUUCCUCUCCCCCCCUCAAAUUUCCUUCUCCCCUCCCUCAAAUUUCCUUCACUCUCUCCACCUCAAAUUUUCCUUCCUUUGUAAAUUUCCUUCCUCCUCCCUCAGAUUUCCUUCCUCCCCUCCCCCUCAGUUCCUUCCUCCUCCCCCUCCUUAAAUUUCUUUCCUCCUCCUCAGAAUUUCCCCUCCCUCCCUUCCUUCUGCGGUUAUUUCCUCCCCUCCCUCCCUUAAGUUAUUUCCCCCCCCCUCAGAGUUUCCUCUCCCCCUCCCUCCCUUAAAUUUCUUUCCUCCCCCUCCCUCCCUUCCUUAAGUUUCUUUCCUCCCCCUCCCUCUGACAGCCGGCGCGAGGGAGCACUCUCCUCUGAGUGCUUUCUCUUCAGCUCCCUCGCGCGCCGCGUACUAAUGCCGGCUCCGGAAGAUGACGUCAUCUUCCGGCUCCGGCAUCAGUACGGUGCGCGAGGGAGCUGAAGAGGAAGCACUCAGAGGAGAGUGCUCCCUCGCGCGCCGGCCGGCUGUCAGGGCCAGCCUCUGGGGGGCCCUGAGGUGACCGGCUGCUGGGCCCCCCAGGAGAAGAGGCUGGCCCAGUGGGUACAUACCGGGGUCGCAGGGCCCCCUGCAACCCGGUAUGUACCCACUGAAUGUGGGGCCCGGACGACCUUAGCAGUCCGGGCCCCCCAGGACCGCCGGGCCCAUGACAACCGUUGCGGUUGUCAUGCCCUGAUGGUGGCCCUGAUCUAAGCAAUAGUCACAGUUUGACUAUUUUAGAUUAGAUUUUACAAUACUGUGUUUAGUGCAGCAGUUCACUGCAAACUGGUGAUUAGUGAAUAAGUCGCUCAAGUGUGAAAUGUGAUUCUAAGAUUUUUCUUUAGUCAUCCGAAAUGUAUUCUGUUUUAUGAAUGUGUCAUAAUUUUUUUAUAGGUGCGGAAACGUACCAUGAUCUGGUGGUUGAAAUUGAAAGACUGAACUACCGUAAACCGUACCUCGGUGGAUAUCGCCAUAAAGCGACUGGAGUUAUUUAUCACCAUGCCGGCACUCAGACUGUGCCAAAAAAGAGGCCAGACAAAGGAAUUGUUGUGUUCUGUAGAGACACACAAGUAAGGAAUUUAUAUAUUAAAACGAAAUUGUAGUGCCAGCAAUACAAAGCUGUAUUCCUGGGACUACUGAUUCCUCUGUCUCCGCCCCCCCACCCUCCCCCCGGUAAAUACCCUUUAUUUACUUACCUUAUACCAGCACUGAUGUCGAAGCUACGCCGCCUCCUUUGUCCCGCAAUGAGCAGGGUCUAAUGCGGAUGCACAGCAAAUGCCACAUGCACAUUAGACCUCCCCAUAGGAAAGCAUUGAAUCAAUGCUUUCCUAUACGGAAAAUCUGACGCUGGAGGUCAUCAUACAGAGCGUGAGCGUGUUUCACAUUGCAGCACUAGGUGCAAAAGUGACACAGCACCCAGACCACUUCAAUGAGCUGAAGUGGUCUGGGUGCCUACAGUGUCCCUUUAAAAUAUCUGCUAAAAUAUUAGAAAAGUAGUCCCAUCAUUUCAUUGUAACAGUGUAAUACUUUGAUCAAGUUUUCGUUCACUACUUUAAUUUAGAAACAUUUUAUUGUUUUUAUGGCAAUCUUACUGAGCAACAAAUACUCUCUCGUGCUUGACAGCUGAUGUUAGCCACAGCCAUGAUCAUUGUUCAAAUUCGUAUCUACACAAAAAUAUUGUAUACUGUACAACCAACAGUCCCUGUUUAGUACGGACAGACCCUGUUUAAUAUGGACAGUUCCUGUUUAGUAUGGACAGUCCCUGUUUAGUACGGACAGCCCCUAUUUAGUACGGACAGUCCCUGUUUAGUAUGGACAGUCCCUGUUUAGUACAGACAGUCCCUAUUUAGUACGGCGAGUCCCUGUUUAGUAUGAACAGUCCCUGCUUAGUUCGGACAGUCUCUGUUUAGUUCGGACAGUCCCUGUUUAGUUCGGACAGUCCCUGUUUAGUACGGACAGCCCCUAUUUAGUACGGACAGUCCCUAUUUAGUACGGACAGUCCCUGUUUAGUUCGGACAGUCUCUGUUUGGUAAGGACAGUCCCUGUUUAGGAGAUCUAUAUUGUUUGUGUGUCUGAGUAUUGCUAUGAGCUCCACAGCAAUAAUUCUGCAGUAAUGUGUCUUUAAACUACAAUGAGCAUGUUUAGAAAUCAGUCUGUGUAAAUAAGAUUCAUUGGUUUUGUUCUAAAUUACAUUUCCAUUGCUUACACUGUUAUUGGUAAGUCACCUAAAAUUUCUCUGCCCCUGGCCACACCCCCAAUCACACCCCUAAAGUUAAAUUGUCCAUCUUUGUCCAUUUGAAAUGUUGGUAGGUAUGGAACAGUGAAAUGUUAGUCAGUAAUAAUGCACUGGCAAUUGUAGAGGAUGUCCAUUAUUGGGUACAAUAACAGAGGUGGAAAGAUAACUGAUUUGGUGCCUUUUUUCUGUUGGGUUACAGUGGGCUACAAUUUGCAGUUCCAACAGUUUCCUAUUUAGUGACUAACUCUGAGUGGGCGGGAAUGUGAAAAAGUGCAGCACAACAUUAAUAACAAGUAUCACCAACUAGAUAGAUAACAGUAAUAAAAAUACCAUCAGUGUGCAUCAAAGGAAAAUGUGACUACAUACACUGCCUUUGCAAAAGCCAAAAUGAUACUUCAUAUUACGGUGUUUUAUACGGUGUUAACAUGCAGAGAAUACGGUGCCAAAUGAAAGCUGCAUAGCACACACAUAUACUAUAGAGCUGUGCCAAAAUGAUAUGAGGUCCUCUGCCAGAAUUUCUCCAGAAAUUACCAGAUAAACUGUGUUUUAGAAUAUAGAUCUUUCCUGUGUAUGUCUCUCACCUACAUGUUCCUCUAGUCUAACUGAUGUCAGUGAAACAAUGUUACUUUGCAAACACUGUGUGACAGCUGUUUGCUCACCAGGAAUAUAUAGAUAAUGCAACUUUAGCAGAAUUUAGAAACGAUCAGUUAUAAACUUUGUUUAAGUGAUCUUUAAAUUUUACAAGUGACAUUGACGUGCUUUUUUGCUUCACUGUGGCAAUAUACUGUUGAUGUGAUUCUAUAUUUAUUUUAAUUUUAUUUGGCAUGCACACACAGAGUCUUAAACGUAUAUACUCAGUGAUAUCUUUGCUUCCAUUCCCUUUUCAGACUGUAUUUGAAAAGAACAAGACACAGCAGUCAAGGAAUUCAAUGUCAACUCAAAUGACAAAAAUUGGUUGCUAUGUGUCAAAUAUAAGUGACAAAUUGAUACAGCCAAAAAUAUAUCUGACAGCCGACGAAUUCCAUGCGAGACGACUCAAAGCCGUAAGUAAAAUACUUAUUUUCAGUGACACAUUCGAGACAAAUGGAGCAAAAAGAUUCUAUGGGUUUCCAUAGACAUUGCUGCACUAUAGAACUUUGCUUGUUCUUACACUUGGUUACAUCCUGAUAACUGUCCUGCAAUAUAUUCUUGUUUUUUUUGGGUGUAGAUUAGAAGCACAGGUAGCGAGAUUUCAUUGAAUAACCCAAAUUCAAGUUAAUUUUCACCUAUCAUGUCAGGAUUUAAAACCUCAAGUGAUAUUCACACCAAAAAGGACUAUUUUGGGCAGGCAUUCCUUUAAAAAUAUGUAGCCUGUCAUGGCUAUCUCUUGAUAUGUCUAAAGGAAGAUGCCAAGUAUGAUACAUUAAUCAUGCAUGCUUUAGGAUUCAAAUUCUGCUUAUGCUACAAGAGAACCAGCCCUUAAUCUUUUAGAAUUUAACUUCACACAUCAACAAGGAGGGUAGUGAGCAGUUUAAUGUGACAGUUUUGUUGACAUUUUAUGAUGAAUUCCCAGAACUCUCUUUAACUAGCCAGAUGGCUCUCCAAAUCUGCCAUCUAUCUUGUGCAAAUUGUAUGUGGAAACAGGCAGAAAAUAUGCAAAACAACUGACAUUCACAUAAAUUAAAGUUACGAUUACCUGUAAAUCUAAAUUAAAAUAUGUUAUUUACAUAGGAAAGCUUUGCUUGCCCAUCUUGUACUCAAAGACUUGAAGUAGUUAGGUAGUUUAUAUAUUACAAACGAUAGCCUCAAAGUCUUGACAUAUCAUGUAAUUUAGUUAUAAUUUCACAGAGAUGUGCUCUACGAUAGAGAAGACCUUAAGAAGAUGGGUUACUACCGCCUAGGUUGUCCCUUUCCAGUGUAUAUAGCUCCAGAGUGAUUAUACCUUCCUGCAUGAAGUACCGCUCUCUCAACCAAGCACUAAUUGAGACUUAGUGAAGGGUGAAGAGGAACUGUUUUUAUUGAGUCAAGCACACAGAUUUAUACCCAGACCCCCAGCAUGGAGUCUCCAUUCAACACCACAUAAGCUUGCCAAGACAUGUCUGUUUCUGGGGGAUAAUUGAGUUAGCUCUCGGAUAAAUUCAUUAUCUCCCGGAUACAGAGAGCGCAAUACAUAAAACACCCCAAAACAUACAUAAUAAUACAGUGUACCCCCACAUUCCAUAUAUACCAGGAAAGGUCUCUCUGGUAUAUAUGGAAUGUGGGGGUCCAAAAAAUGCCCAGGUCAGAUGUGUCGAGCCCGAAUUAGAUUGAGGUAUAAAGUUCGGAGGGACGCUAGGUUCCAGAUAGCUGGAUAGAGUUCCCCGGUCACCUAAAAACACAGUGCUUUCCGUGGGUACAUGGAACUCCCCCAAGUCUUUGGUGUCAUUCUAUGCAUCUUCACCUCCUCUGUUAACAAUCCAAAAAGCACUCUGAUUGAGGACCCUGGGACCGAAAGUGCUUCAGUUGAAGUUUUUGCAGAUCGUGGUGACAAUGAGAUCCAACUUUUAGUUCCAUGAUGAUUUAGGGUUACUCCCAAACAGGUUCACCGUGGCUCAGUGGACCUCUUGGCGAAGAGUAGGCAGUUCUGGAUGGCCAGAAAGUAGCACUGGGCUUGCAGACACGGGCUGUAGGGUUAGUUCAUAGUGUUACAGUCUUUUUAGAGGAGGUGGAAGCCUGGGGAGACCUGUAGUAUCAGGUCACAGUAACAAAUAGCAAAACUGCACAGACAUGUCCCCCAUGCCAAUAACAUGUCUUCCAUGUCAAUAGCACGCCUCCCAUGCCAAUGAUAUGUCUCCCAUGUCAAUAACAUGCCUCCCAUGCCAAUGACAUGCCGAAGUUACACAUAGGGAAAGUAGUAGAACACCAUAAUGCUGCCAUGAUCUGAUACUCUGUUUAUUCAGGUAAUAGUGAUACAGACCUACUUCCGCCGUUUUCUCGCCAAACAAGUGGUGCAGCAGAUACGAGAGGAGUAUAGACUGAGGUUGGAAUGGGAAGCAAAAGAAGAAUUACGAAGAAAACGUGAGAAAGAAGAACGUUUGAGGAAGGAUUAUGAACGCAGAAUGAACCCAAAAACAAAAGAAGAUUUUGAACUACUCUACCAUGCUCUGGAAAGUAGGUAUUGUUAAUAUUCCACAUCUUAAAAUAAAGGUUUUAGUGAAUUUUUUUUAAGGCACGCUUGUGUAAGUUUUGCCCGAGGAAACAUGACCGUACUCUUACCAAUAUUUCUCUAAGUACUGGAGUACACAAAGUAAUAUAUUUUCUUUGCAGAAUGUGGGCAUACUAUCAAUAUAGGGAUAGAAGAGAUACAGAUAGUUAGUAUAUGGAUUGAGAGAUAAAGGAGGGGAAGGGAAGAUGGGGAGAUUCAUGGUGGAGAGAGCUCGGGUGCUGUACAGCUGUCAGUAUAAAGCCAUGAUAACUGUAUAACGUAUGUCUUAAAACUCUGCAUUUCCUUUCAAACAAAGGAACAAUCAGAAUUGGCUGCAGAACGCUGCCAUCUCUUGGUCAUUGAAGGUAUCGCAACAGCUUGCUGCAAGCACUUGACAUUCAAGUGAGUGGUGUGAGGUCACCUUCUAUCCAAAUUGCUAUUUUAAGGAAUUACAAUUUACAACUAACUACCGUCUAUACUCGAGUAUAAGUCGACCCCAAUAUAAGUGGCGGCCCCUAAUUUUACCACAAAAAACUGGGAAAAUGAUGAUCCCUUAUUGACUCGAGUAUAAGACUAGGGUGGGAAAUGCAGCAGCUACUGGUAAAUUUCUAAAUAAAAUUAGAUCCCCCCAAAAUUAUAUUAAUUGAAUAUUUAUUUACAGUGUGUGUAUAUAAUGAAUGCAGAGUGUGUGUGUUUGUGUAGUGUGUGUAUAUAAUGAAUGCAGUGUGUGUGUGUAUGAAUGCAGUGUGUGUGUGUAUGAAUGCAUUGUGUGUAUGUGAUGCAGUGUGUGUGAAUGCAGUGUGUGUAUGUGAUGCAGAGUGUGUAAAUGAAUGCAGUGUGUGUGUGUAUGAAUGCAGUGUGCGUAUGUGAUGCAGAGUGUGUGUAUGAAUGCAGUGUGUGUAUGUGAUGCAGAGUGUGUGUAUUAAUCCAGUGUGUGUAUGAAUGCAGUGUGUGUGUAUGAAUGCAGUGUGUGUAUGAGAUGCAGUGUGUGUGUAUGAGAUGCAGUGUGUGUGUAUGAAUGCAGUGUGUAUGUGAUGCAGAGUGUGUGUAUAUGAAUGCAGUGUGUGUGUAUGAAUGCAGUGUGUGUGUAUGUGAUGCAGAGUGUGUAUAUGUAAUGCAGAAUGUGUGUAUGUGAUGCAGAGUGUGUGUAUGAAUGCAGUGUGUAUGAAUGGAGUGUGUAUAUAUAAUGCAGUGUGUGUAUGUGAUGCAGAGUUUGUUUGUGUAUGUGAUGCAGAGUGUGUAACCUUGGUGGGGGGGGUGGGCAUUUUUAUUAUUUUUUUAUUUUAAUAUUACAUUUUAUUUUAAUUUUAAUAUUAUUACAUUUUUAAUUUAUUUUAAUAUUAUUAAAAUUUUUAUUUUAUUAUAAUAUUAUUUAAAACAUUUUUUUAUUUUUUUUGUCCCCCCUUCCUGCUUGAUACAUGGCCAAGGAGGGGGGCUAUAUUAUUCCCUGGUUGUCCAGUGGAUGGGCUCUGCAGGAGGGGGGCUGGGAGCAAGCUGUUACUUCCCUUUACAGCAGCUCCGUUCAGCUCCCUUCUCCUCCGGGCCGUUCAGCUCCAGUGUAAAUCUCGCGGUCUGCGUACUGCGCGGAGCGUUGCCACUGUAAUCCGUGGCAACGCUCUGACGGCCGCGGCUCUCGUGAGACUUACACUGUGAGCUGAACGGCACGGAGGAGAAGGGAGCUGAACGGAGCUGCUGUAAAGGGAAGUAACAGCUUGCUCCCAGCCCCCAACAAUGUAAGUUGCCAUAAUACAGACACUGACUCGAGUAUAAGACGAGUGGGGGUUUUUCAGCACAAAAAAUGUGCCGAAAAACUCGUCUUAUACUCGAGUACAUACGGUAAAUCCCCUCCUGUGAUCAUAUCUCUUAAGGAAUGGACAAUGUACUACAUGAAAUUCAGCAUUUAUUUCUGUUCUAGGUAUCGCUUCCAUGCAGCCAGAUCUAACACUAUAUCUAAUAAUAAUAUAAUAACAUAACUGUUUUAAUAGCAUUCUCUAAGAACGUUUGAGAACUGCAAACCUGGAAUGUAGUUUUCUUAGAAAAUAGCACCAUCUUUUCAAAUACAUUGAUUGAACAUCUCUGCCACAUUUGAUAUUUAUCAAGAGAACACGGCGAAACCUGAUUACAAUUUGUCUGUGACAUUGUAUUCAAUCACAAACAGUGAGUGGUCUCCAGUUAGUUCUGAAAAUAUAGUUAAAGUCCCAACUUGCUGAUUUAUUUGAAGACAGGGAGAUUGACAGCGCUAUGGAAUCUGAUUGUGCUAUAUAAAUAAUAAAAUGAUAAUAAAAUAAUAAUUGAGAGAGUGUCCUAGAUGGAUAACUUUCUUUCUCUCCUACCCAGAAUAUCAUGUCACAAGUCUGCGGGAAGCAUUGUAGUACAGAUGCGAUACUGUCAUUCUGUGGGUCUGUGUAGCCAUCUUGACGUUAUUAGAAAAUAUUUCUCUCUGUUCCGAUACGUGUGGUUAACAAGAUAUUGUUAUUAAAGGCUGUCUUGCACUGAGCAAGCAGCAUAUAUAAAAAAAUUAAUAAGUUACGAAGCUCAAAAUAUGUGAGUUCUCCUUGUUUAGGGACUGAACAGUUGGAAUCUUUGUAAGUAUCCUUAUUGCAUUGUUUAUAAAUGAUUGUGUUAAUGUAUUAUCUCUGUAGUGUUUUCAAAAAUAGUUUGAUUCUGUAUAUAUUUUCAUUUUAUUUAACAUUUUUAUAAAACUCCCUUCUAUAGUACAUUAGAAAUAUAACACAUUAAAGAAGGCCAGUGAUAAAACAAAUUUGCACAAAUAUCAGGAGUCAUAAUGUGUGCAACCUGACGCUGGGAAUAUGGCUGUCGUUAAAUGCUGUUCUUUACAUGGUAAUAAUUGAAACUGGUUCAUUCUAGUAUGGAGAAAAGAAGAAAUUGAGCGUAUUGAUCAGAUGUACAGUGGUACUGAAAGAACAGACGCUCUCUGUAAUCUUCUGGAGCAAGAAACACAGCUAAUAGCGUCGAUUGGACGCCAUAAAAUUGACGCAAGUGACGAUAACCAGAAAAAAGUCAUACAACAACUUCUAAGCAAGGUCAGUGAAGUUUAACCUUGUAUAGUAUAGGCAAAUGGUAAGGAUACAAAUAUGAAUAUGUCAGUGGAGGCUCGUUCAUAGCGACACUCGUUUUAAUGUGGGGAUAAAAUGUAUUGGCAGCAGUUUAGAAACACCAAGAUUAUUUUUCUGAAAGGGGAGGGUGGUAAACUAAAAAUAUGGUAGAACAUUUGUGUCUCUUUAAUUCUGUAAUAGGUUUCAGUACUGCGGGGCCCUCCCAUGUCAUUGGUAGCAGUUUGGGGAAACUUACUUAAAAGAAUCUAGGUAUGCCAAGAAAUGGGGCCGGUUUGAAAUCUGCCAUGUUUCAGCACAUGCCUAGUGUCCUUUAAGAAGACAUUUCAGACAUUUCCAUUAAGUUGCCAUGAGUGGAGGCAUGCUAUUGGCCUCUCUAUUCAGGGUCCUUCAUUGGCUGGUUAGACAUUACCCUUCCUUGUGGUGGAUCGAUAGUGUAUAUGAUCCCUUUAUAUCCCUUUUUUGUCAAUAUUUUUUUUUUUGUGUGUGUUUUUUUUUGUAUGUGAUUGUAAAUAAAAUCAGCUGGUAUAAUAGUAAAUCAGCUUUACGGAGUCACAUGAAACAUAACAAAAGUUGAAGGAUCACGACUGAAGAUUUCAACGACUCUGAGCUGUGAGUGCGCUGGCUUAUAAUUGCAGUGAUUUACUAAAACCACACAGCUAUAAACCAGCCCCACUAUUUUAGAUUUAUUUUUAAUUCCCCCCCCCAAUGCAUUAUCUAUGUAUUAAAUUGAGGGAUGGGGGCUCUAUAAGCGAUACCACUGUUUUUUUUAUUUUGCUUGAUUUUAUUUGUCUAUCUCAGUGCUCCCAACCUAAGAGAUGGAACGCAUUUGAUGGGAAACCGAUUGAGAUGGACACACCGUUCACCAUCCGGGCGAGAGAGCUACGUGACAUCUAUAACAGCAUUAUCGCCAAAAAUGUCACUCGUGACGAAAGGCUUGACGCGCUUUUGACUCUGAAACAUACCGUGAAGGUGACAUUCUUGCUUUAUAUUUUAAUGGAACCUUGUGCAUGUUUUGUAACCCUGUUUCACAAUUUACUAUUAUUUAAAAUGAUAAAUGUUUAUGAUUUUUGUUGUUUUUGUUUUGGUGAUGAUGUAUUGCAACUUGUGGUCUUUAUUUACUGCUUGUGUUCAUUAAAUGAAUAUCUGUACGCAUAUCUUAAAAUAUGCAUUUAUCUCCUUAGCACGUGCACACAGACGUUGGCAUGGUUUAAAAAUCAGAUAUUUCUUCAAAAGUGACGCAUUAUACUAGCAUUCCACUUUUAUUUACAAGAGGGUUUUUGGUGAUUAUUGGUUUUAAAACAUGUGCGAUUCUAUACAUUUUUUUUUUUAUAGCAAAUUGAAAAUAAUACUGAUUCAAUUAUGAUAUAAAGGAUAUAUAAAAAAAAACAUAUUUAUGGAUGUACAAUAUGUAUAAGCUGUUUUGAUUGAGACAUUUCAAAGUGCUAAACAUUCUAUUGGUUUCCAUGGUGACUUCUCCAUAUGUAACAUUUUGUCCCAGAAUAGCACCAGUGUAUCCUCUUCCCAAAUACAUUUUUGUGGUUUCUCAGAUAUAGUUCUUUGUGUGUACUGUUGCUUAGUACUAUACUUACUAGCAUUAGAGAGGGUUUGCAUCUUACGACCUAAUCAUUUUAUUGUCAUAUCUCAUUGUUUAAGUAUGAUUGCAAUUCACUUUUUUUUUUUUUUCCCAGGAGCAUGACUGUAAAUUAACGCAGGAGAUUGUUGAGUUGAUUGACAGGGAAGCUGAUCUUUUGAUGCGCGGGGUUCAGGAUAGCAACUUGGAUGGACUGCGGAGAAGAAUAUCCACUCUUUUCCUGCAAUAUAUAAAAGUUCCAACCUUUAACCCAGAGGUUGCCAGACUGCUGAAGGUAUUAGUGUUUUAUACUCUUUUUAUGUGAAUUACGUCAGCCAGUUCUAGAUUAUCCGUGAUUUUAAAUGGGUGCGUAGUAUGACCCACAGCACCCUGUCCGUCAGCUGUUAGGGGUUUGUAGUGCAGCCAUUGGUAGAACUAGAAGUUCCAUUAAUUAGACAAGAUGAAAGACAGGACAGGCAGUAGAAGCCCUUCCCCCCUACUUCACAUGCCUCUGUGGCGGUGAGGAGGAUUUGGAUAGCAUUCUCACCUUAAUAAUUUAAUAUAGAGCAGGUUUGUUCAAUGCAUUGUUAAUAUGUACAUUAAAGCACUGUGACUUUAAUUAAUUAGUAAUGACACUAUUUUUUUAAAAUUGUUUUUGCUCACAUACUUAUAAAUGAAUAAUAUACAUUAACAAUGCACUUACAGUAGGUUAAUUUAAUGCAAUUUAAUUUAUAUUAAUUUCCAAAUGAUUUAUCUACAGACAUCACUGUUAUAAUAUAUGCUAUUUUUUGUUGAUAAAUCAUAUGUAAAGCUUUUAUAACAAUAUCAACUCAUAGGGAAAACGUAUUAAAUUGGACGUUUAACGCUAUUUACAGAUAGGGUUAGAGAUAAUAUGGCAGUAAGAUUGUGUCAACAGACUGAGUCUCCUCUAAUAGUUUCUUAUUGUGAUUGGACUUAGCUUACAGUAAAUGCUGUAUGUUCUGGAACUGUGACCACAUUCUAUAGUAUGAUGAGAACUUUAAAACAUUUAAAAAAAUAAAUACAUUGAAAAAAGAGAAUAGGACAACCAGAGAGCUCAAAAUAAUGUCUUGAAUAUGUACAGUUUUGUCCCAUCUGUGAAUGUCGGGAGUUGAGGUUUUGUGAAUUUUACUUGUGUUUACGGGUGAGCUAAUUCUGAGGACACAACAAGUAUGUGACCAAAAAUAACAGACAUGAUUUGCUACCAAUAUGGCUUCACAAGGGAGUGAUUCGUUAUGAGGGGCAUACAAUUCACUCGUUAAUGCUUAUGUUUUUAAAUGUAUGUUUUUUGUGUUAAUAUAUAUCUUUUUAUUUUUAAUUCGUUCAGGUACCUCAGGACUAUUCUGUUCUCCAAAAAAACAUUUACUUCUGUCCCAGUUGUAAGAGCUAUCUACCGUCUACGGAGUUUUCGCUCUCUGCCAAUGCACACACUGUAGGCAGAUGCCGCAAAUGUUGCAAGUUAGAUAACGAAGCUCGAAAACGGGAAGACUUCACCAAAUAUAAAGCUUUACUCAAACAACUUAAAAAAUCAGAAACAGAAUAUGACGAUGGAGCUAGAAUAGCAUAUUUGUUGCAGGUAAAAAAAGAAAAACGAUUGCUAAAUCGAUCACGUGUUGAUCUAAGAAAAUAAAUAAACGGAAAAUGUGCUUUCUAUGUAUACUACAUGCUCAGGAGGAACAGAGAAGAGAUCUGUGCCACAAAUUCACAACUCACUUCGUCCCCUGUUAGGAGAAUCUCAGGGAUGUAAAAACAUUAGGUGGGUUCUAUUGUUAAAGGAACACUUUAGUGUUAGUAAUACAAAGCUGUAUUCCCAACACAAAAGUGUUCCUCUGCUCCCUUCCCCUCCUGUGUGGUUCACAAAGGGUUAAAUAAUCCUUUCUUUCACUCACCUUAUUCCAGGACCUGAGUCCCUCUCCACCUCCCUCUCCACCUCCUCUUAUGUCAGCGCCGAGGGGGAUCGUAAUGCGCAUGUUCAGAGAGCUGCGCAUGCAUUUGUUCUUCUCCAUAAGAAAGCACUGAAUAAUGGCUCAUUAUUCAUAUGGCUCAUCAGUGCUUUCCCAUGAAGGAUUUUAAGAUGCACAGUGCAAGGGCGUCAUCAUCGUCUCCGAAACUGCAGGAAGCGCCUUUAGUGGCUAGAGGCAGUCUUAUCCCUACAAUAUAAACAUUGCAGUUUCUCUAAAUCUACAGUGUUUUACAUUAAACGGUUAAAGGGACCUCUUCAAUGAAAUGAAACGGUUUGGGCUUCUAUAGUGUCCAUUUAAGGAAGGGUAUAUUAAUGAAUCACCCCCCUUUUUGCAUGGAUUAUAAGGGGCUUCACUAAACUAUGAAUUGUGGAGAACUGAGAAGGUAAUGGCACAUUUUAGAUCAACAGAGUUGGAGAAUGUUUUCAAAUCUGGCUAAAAUCUGCAAUUCUCUUGUUGGUCCUCAACACUCCACGGUUUAGUGGAUCGUUAUAAACUUUUACCAUAGGACAAAGAGGAUUUGCCAUUAUUUGUUUUCCAGUUACUUUAUCAACGGCAGCUUCUUUUCUCCACAUUCUUAUUUCACUGAUUCCUAAAUUCCAUCAUCCUCUUGGUCUCUUUUCCAAUUUCUUUCUCCCCCAGCCUCCCCAAUUUCAAUGAUUUUCCAAGGAAGCUUUUGAGAUUAUUAUUGAGGGAAUAAUGUCAGUGAUCUAUGCAAUGCUAUCAUUCGACAUUUUAAAUCUAUAUAGUGUAGUAAAAAUGAACAAGUAAUAACAUAGUUGGUUAAAACAAAUGGGUACAUAUGGAAAGAUAAAUGAAGUAAUAAGACAUGUAAAUAAAUAUGUUUAACAUUCAGGGAAGUGUUUAUGAAUUUUACUUUUAUUUUUUCUAAAACUGAACUUCGGCCUUGAUUUAAAAGUUAGCUAGAAAAACUUUCUAAAUGAUUUAUCUAAGAAUUAAAGUCUAUGGGAAUUUUUGUAGAUAAAUAAUUUGGAAAUCUUAUUAAAUCAAGACCUUAAUUAUAUAACACAUUGCAUAUAUAUAUUAUUGUAAACAAACAGUGUAUUAUUUUAUUUCAGCAACAAGACCUCCAGUAUCUUGUUGAGAAUAUCUGGAGUGGUCACUCCGUACUGAGUGCUUGCGAUGACCUGUACGAAUUAGCGAUGGUGAGGUGGGACAAAUAUUACGAAUGGUCUCCGUGGAACUGCAUUCUCCUAACCAAAGAUGAAGCAGCUGCACAUCUCAAGCUUGCCAAUGCAGAGCAGGUAAGAAUUAUUUAGCAACAUGUCCUUUAGAAAUCUCCUGCCUUGCUUUAUCACAGGUGAGUUACUCUUACAGCUCAAUUAUUUUCAGUCUGCUGGUUGCGCCCAAGGAUUUGAAAAUCGAAUUGAGUGUGACAGAUUGGGGAGGGUGAGCGCGGUCAUGCCAAAUUAUAUAUGCUUCAGUAAUCAAUGAGUGAAGGUAUAUUUUUGCAUACUUGUAUGCUGGUAACAUCAUUACAGAUAUAAAGGUUACUUGUAAACCACACGCAAAAGAUUAAAUGAAAAACAAAGUUUAAAAAUAACAUAUGUAACUGUAUUUACUAAAUAGUGAAUUUUUGUUGGACUGCAAACUAAAUUAUACAAUUUAGUAGAAUAUUUAGAAUAGAAUUUUUCCAAAAGCAUGUAUUCUGUUCUAAAGUUUGGAAGCCAAUUAGCUAUAAUUCAUUGUUUACUGACUAGAUGUAAAAUGUUAUUGUUUGAAUUUUUGAAAAUUAAAAAAAGUGUCACUGGGUGAAAAGAAUAUUGUGAGCUGCACCGUCUGCUGUAAUACACUCAUUAUGCCAAUAGAUGGCAUUGCAAAAUUACCUAUUGAAUGCUUUAAUUAUGAAACCACCAGGAAAUAUGAUUUUCUUGGUGUUUGUUUGUCCUUAAUAUUAAAUAAAUAGACUGGAAUGUAUAUCUGGUUGUAUCUUACAUUGCCGGCAUGAGGUACGUUAGUACUUUAUCAUUAGUCGCUGUAUUUAAAUAAAUUCAUCCCACCCAAAUAUAGGAAGGAAAAUAAAAGUGCCUGAUGGCAGCAUUAUUUACUAAAGUGAUAAUUUAAAAUGAAAUCAAAGUGAUGUUAAAUUUUAAGCCCAAAGUAAUGAAACUGGAAUUAUAUCAAUUCUGCUAUUUUCACCUUACAUUUGAAUUGUCACUUUAGUGAUAACCCUGCAGGUUUCCAGCCAAGCUUUUUGAAGGGAUUUUCUCCGAGAUGUGGAUUUAUUUAGAUUCGGGUUCCCAUAUAUUCCCCCCACUCACCCUGCUGUAAAUGAAUGCUGUAUACACAGGGCUGCAUUCACCGUGUCGAAUAAAUACUUAUCCCCCAGCUCUAGAAGUGUGCAAACUAUCUGGAAACCAACAAUUCUAGGAUCAUUUUAGGGGUUCAUUUUCUGUGUUGAGACUAAGUAUCAGAUAUGCAAACAAACAAGGAUUUAUUUACCUAACAAACAGGCAGAAACCUACAUCAUUUACAUAACUAUCAACAUUGCAGCAGAAUCAAAGAGGUUUACAUCUAUUUGGCUUGUGGCCUGCAGGCAGGGCUGUUCCUGGUCAACUGGGGUAUUUUAGUGACGUCAGCCAUUCAUGAAACUCACUUAACCUUUGAUAUCACAGAUAUACAUUGUCUAUAAGCAGUGUGUGUGUUUUUGGAGACACAGUAAGGGUUUCUGGGAGUUGUCAUUUAUCUGUUUUAUUUUCUCUGUAAAAUUUUAACAGCUGAACUCAAACUUACAGAAGUUAUGGCACAGACAUUUAGAAUAAUAGAGGAUAUUUCCUAUCUGACACUAGUCAGCUAGUAGUGAUAUAGGGACAAUGUGUGUCACCACUCAAGAACACACAGGGUUUUAGCCCUUAAAUUAAUAGAGAUUAGGGGGGGAGUGGGGAAACUGCAAUUAAAAUUAACUUUUAAUUCUAAGAUUAAAAAAAGUUGUAUCAUUCCCUAGUUUAGGGAUACUAAAACACUGGUGUACAAUCAAAGGAGUAUAUACUCAAAGACAGAACGACACAAAAAACUAACUUCUGGUUAAGAUACUAUGUUUGUAGUCGGGGACCAAAGCCGUAUCUAUGAUAAGUUAGAUAUAUGAGCAAGUCGGUUGUGGUGUGCCGAAAAGAGGGCAAAAAUUUAAUAAAAUAACCUUAUUACAUAUCUCUACAUAGCAAGAUUCAUAAAGGCUUGUCUACUCAAGUCUAGCUCUGGUUGUGGUAUGUAUUUAGUAAUACACUGUGGAUUUCCAGCAUCAUAAUGUUUAUGAUGUGAGCAGGGACAUUUGUCUAGAAGCAGCUGAUGCUGCCCCGAUUCUGAACGAAUAUCCCGAAAAGGCAUUGUGGUUGAGUCCCCACCUAGCUUAGAGUGUUCUGAGAUACAUUAUGAAUUUAGCUGUAGUGAGUGGUUUGCCUAGCAGUGUAAAUAGGGGCAUAUUGAGGUUUAGUCCAGUGAGUGAUAACCUGUAAAGGUAUGGCAUUUCCACCGGGCACCUUAUUGUCCGUAGGAUAGUACCUUAUCUCUGUACGUUCGUCACAUGGUAAGAGGAUGUGAACUGUUUGGUACUAGGAUAGGCACUUAAGAUAUGGUGUUGUAUUCCAGUCAGGUAAAGUUUUGUAGUGUUAAGAGAGAGUUUUAAAUUGAGGGGGCAAAAAGGAAAGGAGAGUCACGAUGGCGUCUAGUGAAAGUAUAUCGGUAUUAUGGUAAUCGGUGGUAAACUCGUUGUAAAGGUGAAAUCUCUAUUGUAUGCUCAUGUAUGCUUCGGGUUACUCUUUGUUCUAAAAGUUAAACAUGUGGGAAAGUAAUAACAAUCCCUCCAUAAAAUGCCACGAACAUGCCCUUGGGAUGGCUGAAUAGGUAGAAGCUUGGAGGCGUUGGAAAUGUCUGUCUUGCCCACCCAAGCUCCGGUCAUCCCCUAUGGCAUAGUGCUGGGAGAAUUCCUUAGAGGAAAUCAAUGAGUUGAGGCUAGGGGUGGGUAAUUAAUAUGGGUUGUCAAAUACCUUAUUAAGCAACGUGAUUGUGUUGUGGGGUCUAUCACUAGACCUGUGUGGAAAUGGUGUGUGAAAAUCUUGAUGUAGAAGUCGACUAAGUGACGGGAAGGGUGUACUUGGAGGUAAAGCUCCAGGUUGUCGAUGCAAACCUUCUCUAUGGUGAGGAGAAGUAGAGUCCCUUUCAUAACAAAAAGACUGAAGGCCAGGAUGAAUUCUGGGAUAGUGAGUUUCUGAUUGAGUCUGGGAUUCUGGUCUAUAGAACGACAGAGAGAUCAUUCUAGUAGUAGUAAGACUUGUACACUUAGACACUGUGGGAGGCAAUCAGUAAGGAGACUAAACUAACCCUUCGAGAUGUCUUUGCAUGUGGUCGGGGACACGAAGUAUGCGGGAGUGACAAUGUAAACAGAUGUGCUAGGGGCGGGAUUUGAAGGGAUAACAUAACCAUGAGAGGAAUUUAGGAGCCCUGUGGCUUGGCCGUGCGUCAGUGCCUGUGGAGAUUCCAGUCUCUCUAGUCCAUCGUUGAUGUUUUGUAUGGAGGCAAGUAGAGUAGAUAUCAACUGCUUGACUUCAUUGUAGUUAUCCAGAUUACCUGACUGUGAGCUAGUGCCCAGCUGAGGUGUACCGGUAAUUUGAGGAGAAGUUUAUAUAGUUUGGUUUGCGAGCUGUGGCCGGGAAUGGAAUCCCUAAGUGCCGUAGUACAGCUUGUUAAUUUUUUAGAAUGGUCCAGGAAUGUGGGGAACCAGGGUUAGUAGGCUCCAGAUAGUCUGCAGGGGUGCUAGGCCCAGCCGGGGUGGGUAGUCAGGUUGGGGUAUGGGGCAGUGAGGCCCUGCCUUGUUCUGGGAUUAGUAACAUGCUGAGACACAAACAGGAGUAGGGUGAGCACAACAAAUAAUAGCGUGAUUCUGUGUCAACUGGCUCUAGCUAAUGCUAAAGGCGAAGAAUUUAUCUUAACUACCAGGAGGGUGAGGCCCUUAAUGCCAAGUGGCUGAAAGAGGCUCUACCUAUGAUUUGGCCUAGUGGGCAGGGGCCACUGAAAGAUGUGUCGGGAACGUUGGCCUCUCGGGGACUGUAAAAAAGAGUCAAUAUAAAAGGCCGUGCUGGGUGAGGCCCUUACUAGUAACUUGGAGAGGUUGAUGUGAGGCGUUAGCUAUGCGUUGGGCCGAGGGGCGUAUACCUACAUAUGCGGAUGGAGAUGGGUGUUGCCCUCACAGAAUUGAUCACGAUGAGGCUAGUUACUGGCUUAGCUGGGAACCAGACCGCCAGUUGACAUACCCGAUCCGCGAAUGGGACGGGUGAUGGGUAGUAGCGAGGUGGGUAAAUGUACCUUGCUUGGGGUAGAAUGAGGUUUCCUUGCCAGAGGAAUGAGAUACUGGAGAACCUAAAGGGAAAAUUAUGAGUGACCGCUAAUUGGUCUUGUGACUUCUGUAGCUAAAAUAGGUAUAGGGAGCUAUGAAAUAACAAGCUAUCAGGGUAGUUUGAGCUAUCCUGGUAGGACUUAGAAUAUUUAAUUAUAUGGUCGUGACAGCAUGGGAAGGGGGUGUAUGUGUGGGGCCUGUGUAUGGUCUGGCGGAGGAAUUUUGUGCCAGCGUUGGCUGAUGUAACAUAGAUCAGUUAGAGUGGAGUUGAUGUAGGUUUAGUGAAGCCAUGCCUAAAUAGCAAGGGUUGGUUAGGAUGAUGAAUUUGAUUGAGUAGAAUAUAACAGCGAUGAGAAAAUAACCUUUAGUGCAUAAUACCUGAUUAUUUGACGUAGAGUCAAGGGGAUCGUAUGAUGGUAUGGUAAAGCCUGGUACACUAGGGUUUGUACCGUGGAAAAUGACGAUACAUAUACUGAACAUAGGAGUGGGGCGUGUUACUAAAAAGGUUUAGCGAAUAGGUGGUUGUGCUCCAAAUAAGUAAAAUACCUAUGAUGGGAGCAAGUAUACAGAUUGGCCAUAACACAUGGUAACAAAUGUGAACGUGAUGACUGCCUCAGAACAGUACCAAGUCCAUAAGUGAUAGAAUAAGACAUUGCAUUAUAUGAUGGAAAUGCUAUAUACGUAGUGAAUAUUAAACGCGUACCAGAGCUGAAUUAGUAAUGGGAAACUGACAAUAUCCGUGCAAAAUUGUAAAUAAUAACAAGAAACAUAGCAAACAUAACCGAACUACAGAGGGCAUGUAAGGACAAUUAGUAGCAGGCUAAAUACAUUUCAAAAGAACCUGGACAUUACAUGUAUCAGGGAACAGUGUAAAACUAACGAAUGGGUACUAUGAUUGUAGUGGCCGCUAGAUGGCAGCAUGUAACUGAGAUUAGAUUGGAGACUAGUUCGGUAGAAAUUGGACGAAAGGAAACUAACGAAAUGGGAAUGGAACAAAGAGCAGGCAGGAGUAGGCUAACUGACUUCCCUGUCCUGAACAGGGAAAAAGUCCCGAAUGGACGGUAUGUAAGGACGUAAACGUGUGAACAAUAGUGUUGGAUUUGUACAUGGAUUUAGCCCGUUCGGGCAGACUCACGGUUCGUGGAUUUGACUGAUACAGGAAGCAAACGAAUUGACCCGGAAGCUUCGAUGAGGUGAAAGGUCAGCUAGGCGGCUGGAAAGUACCCAGACUCGGCGGACACAGAGGUUUGGUCCAGGAAAAGGGGUCUCAUAGUUCCGGCAGGAACGAACGGCCAGUUCUGGGGAGGUGAGUAGUCUCUGACCACGUGUGGCUGGAACAGCGUGAUGGGAGUUGUUGGAGCAGGGAGAACUUGGUCCGAUCGGCAUGGGAGUCUCUGACUGCAUGUGGCUGGAACAGCAUGAUGGGAGUUGUUGGAGCAGGCAGAACUUGGUCCGAUCGGCGUGGGAGUCUCUAACCGCGUGUGGCUGGAACAGCAUGAUGGGAGUUGUUGGAGCAGGCAGAACUUGGUCCGAUCGGCGUGGGAGUCUCUGACCGCGUGUGGCUGGAACAGCAUGAUGGGAGUUGUUGGAGCAGGGAGAACUUGGUCCGAUCGGCGUGGGAGUCUCUGACCGCGUGUGGCUGGAACAGCAUGAUGAGAGUUCUUAGAGCAGGGAGAACUUGGUCCGAUCAGCGUGGGAGCCACAGUAGGCCCAGACCAGCUUGUAUGGAGUUUUAGGCAGUCUGCGUUGAUGACCUUUGAACCGGAAGUAGAAAUUAACCCGGCAGCCCUGUGGUGUAGGGGGCCUGAGUUUAAAUAGCCGGGUAACCCCUCCCACAACUUCAGGCUCCGCCUUCCAAUAUAUCAGAGAGAAAUAUUAAUUGUUGCAGAAUCCCCCUAAAGUUGCAGUAUCUAAUAACACUGUACUUGAUGAUUCUCCAGGUAUUGUUGAGUGAUUCGAUAUAGAAGCUGUUACCUGGUGAUUGAGUCUCUGCCAGAGCAAAAAAGUUACAAAGAGUAUGGGGAUCUCAUAAGUCUAUAGCCUAUAGUACCAUGAGUUCUAGGCGGCAGGGAGGGUGCAAGGGCCGGUUGGUCCCUGUUACAGUCUUAGUAUUUCCCAAACUACUUGCCCCUACGUAUUUCACAGCUGGCACUUGUUUCCUCCAUGUUGUGAGCCCGAGAUAGAAGUAUAGAACAGCUUGUAAUACAAGUAGUAUAAUGCCCCACACAGUUAUUGCUAAGGGAGAGAACGUAAAAAUAAAAAGUAACCAAAACGAAGUGAAACUGAUAUUGCUGAGUUGGUUCCUAAUGAACCAGCAGCUAAAAUAAUUCUAAGUUAGUCAAAGAGGCAAUAGUGAAAUCCGAUGGCCCUCUGGUUCAAGAGCCACAUCAGUAUACACUCGACAUGCGUUUCACCUGACAGCUGUUAGCUGGGACCAUGACCAGUGUUUUAGUAUCACUAAACCAGGGAAUGAUACAGUAUUGUUAAUAGGAAAACAUUGCUGCCAUGACGAAAAGGGUGGAACAAAGCUAAUUCCCGAAAUAAAUAAAAAUCUAAAUAAAUAAGUUAAAUCUCCGCCAUAAGCCCCAUACCCAUUCCCACUCAUUGUAUGGAGUCUGUGGGCACUUUGAACCAUUUUUCUGUCACACCGUGUUGGGGUGGUUUGUCAAAGUCGAGGUUCUUCCAACCCCCAUAGCCAGACCUCUAUUCAGGUGUACAGACAAUGCAGAAAUUUCACUUCUAAAUUAUUAUAUGUGAAUCCUUCAAACAUGGGCUUGCAAAAACAGGCUGAGUGAGGGUUUGCCCCGCAAAUUUUUGCAUAUAUCCCCACCCCAAAAAUCGGAACUGGAUGGGAAGAUCUCCAGGUAACAUCACAUGCAUGCAUCAAUGAUGAAACCCAUAAUCUGUGGAAAAUGGGUAGAAAGUGGGUGAUCCACCUGCUGAGGAGUCGUAUCAGUCUGGUCUCAAUGUAUACCAGGCUGACUGAUAGCUUCCAGGCUGGGUCCACAUACAGCACACCAUGCCAAGCGCGCUGCCGAUGCUCUCUCUGCAUGGUCCUAGUGCCCGCCAGACAGUGUGAUCAUGACUAAUGAUGCGCUUGUGCUGUGUUGCCUGGGGAAAGUUCACAUCCAUGGACACUAUGGUACAAAAUUGGGGCUGUCCCGCUGAAAGUUGGGAUCGUUGGGAAGCCUUACUUUUCUUGACAUUUUAUCCUACAGCAGCUGAAGUGCUGAACAUUGGCUGUACCUAGGUCAUUCCAGCUACUAUGGAACACCACAGUGGUGGGGUAGCAGUUCUGGUGGUAUAUUACAUGGACCCUGCAUUUCACACUAUGGUGUCAUUCUGUGAAUUACAGUUUAUAAUUCACUGUGUGACGUCAUACUGUACAUUACUCAGUUUGAUAAAAUGCCUGUUAAAAUAAUCAGAUCAUGUACGGUACUACAAAACAAGUCACUAGUUUAUAUUCUAGUGCAGUCUAAUGCACGCUAGACUGACUUCACGUAGUUAUACUGGAGGGAAACUUUCAUAAAAGAUGACAUGUCCCAGAUAGUACUUGGCUAAGGGGAGUGAAAUGUUGAUGUAAAGCAUUGAACAUACUUUGUCAUUUCCUCUAUCAGCUUGUCAGCUUGUUCUCUGCUCUGUUCUCUAACAUAGAAUAAUGAUAAUUACUGUGCGUCCUGCUUUGUCUGUGUCUGAUUGUAUGUCUGGGUUUAGCAUAUAAAAGCCACUUUGUAAAAACUCUUACUGUUCAUUUGUCAUUGCUUAUAGUUUGCUACACUUAAUAGGACACUGUAAGCAACAAAGUAGCAAUAAUGCAGAUACAAAAUAACAAAUAGGAAAACAUAUACUCCUGUCCCAAAAAGAAAUUGCCCCUAAAUAUAUAAACAACUACCGCUUCCUAAAAGAGGAUAUACGCUAUGGAACCAUACCUACUGAUAACAAAUCCAGGAGAGAGGCACAUUCUGUCCUACUAUAGAUUGAAUGUCCACAAUUUACAAAUAGGUUCCGGUUGGCAAAUUUCAAUCGGUAACUGAGCGACUGUAUUUAUUUACUACUUUCUGAAACGUCUUCUAAAAUCCAUUAUUAUGAAUAGAAUAGCGGUCAUUCUUAGCCCCAUUUCUUGAUCACCUUCAUGUAUUUGUGGAGAUAUCUCCUCUGAUGCUUUGCAAGCAUUAUGGCUGUAGCAGCAUUAUGGGAGAUGUAGUCCACAACUUCGGGAGUGCAGGAGGUUGCCAUCCCUUGGUCUAGAAUCAUAACUGGAUAUCAUUUCAUAGGACAGCCAUGUGCCCUGUUCCAUAGGAACAUUUAUUCCGUCUGUGGACUGAAAUUAGGAUGCACCUGGCUGCCGUGUUAAUCUUACCCGAUGAACCCUUCUAUAGCUGCCCUAGAACCAUUACUGAGGUAGAAAGAUUUAAAGGAACACUCCAAGCACCAUAACCACUACAGCCUGCUGUAGUUGUUACAUAGUUACAUAGUUACAUAGCUGAAAAGAGACUUGCGUCCAUCAAGUUGAGCCUUCCUCACAUUUGUUUUUUUGCUGUUGAUCCAAAAGAAGGCAAAAAACCCAGUUUGAAACACAAUUUUGCAACAAGGUAGGAAAAAAAUUCCUUCUUGACCACAGAAUGGCAGUCAGAUUUAUCCUUGGGUCAAGAAGUUAUUACCCUGCAUUGAAAGAUUAGAUCCUUGAAUAUUCUGUUUUUGCAAGUAUGCAUCUAGUAGCCGUUUGAACAUCUGUAUGGACUCUGAUAAAACCACUUCUUCAGGCAGAGAAUUCCACAUCCUUCUUGUUCUUACAGUAAAAAAACUUUCCUUUGCCUUAGACGAAAUCUUCUUUCUUCCAGUCUAAACGCAUGACCUCGUGUCCUAUGUAAAGUCCAGUUUGUGAAUAGAUUUCCACACAAUGGUUUGUAUUGGCCCUGAAUAUAUUUGUAUAAUGUUAUCAUAUCCCAUCUCAGGCGACGUUUUUCUAAACUAAAUAGGUUUAAAUUUGUUAACCUUUCUUCAUAGCUGAAAUGUUCCAUCCCUUUUAUUAAUUUUGUAGCCCGCCUCUGCACUUUUUCUAGUGCAAUAAUAUCCUUCUUUAGAACAGGUGCCCAAAAUUGCACAGCAAAUUCAAUCUGUGGUCUUACCAGUGAUUUAUAAACAGGCAAAAUUAUAUUCUCGUCCCAAAAAAUGAAUGCCUUUUUUCAUGCAUGACAAUACCUUACUGGCCUUGGCCACGGCUGAUUGACAUUGCAUAUUGUUGCAUAGUUUGUUGUUUAUAACAAUUCCCAAGUCCUUUUCGUGUGUUGUUAUCCCUAAUUUGCUUCCAUUAAGGGUAUACGUUGCUUGUGUAUUCUUUAUGCCGAAGUGCAUAACUUUGUAUUUUUCAACAUUAAAUUUCAUCUGCCAUUUGAGUGCCCAGUCCCCCAGUCUAUCUAAAUCCCUCUGCAGCAAAGUAAUAUCUUGCUCACAUUGUAUUAUUUUACAAAGUUUUGUGUCAUCUGCAAACACUGAAACACGACUUUCAAUGCUGUCUUCAAGAUAAAAUAUAAACAUGUUAAAUAGAAGGGGUCCCAGAACAGACCCCUGAGGGACACCACUUGCCACCUCUGUCCAGCUUGAAAACUUACCAUUAAUGACAACUUUGUACUCUGUUUUUAAGCCAAUGUUCUACCCAAGAACAAGCAUUUUCAUCUAGACCGAUUUCCUUGAGUUUGAACACUAAUCUAUUGUGUGCAACUGUAUCAAAUGCCUUGGCAAAAUCCAAAUAGAUCACAUCCACUGCAACACCCUGAUCUAUACUUCUACUUACUUCUUCGUAGAAUGCAAUCAAGUUAGUUUGACAUGACCUGUGCUUCAUAAAACCGUGCUGAUUUUUGCUGAUAACCAAGUUCUUCUCAAGGAAUUCUUGAAUAUUGUCCCUUAAUAAUCUUUCAAAUUUUCCCAGCCACAGGAGUUAAGCUCACAGGUCUAAAAAUUUCGAGGCAAGGAUUUUGAACCCUUUUUGAAUAUAGGAACCACAUCUCCCUUCCUCCAAUCCUCCGGAACACUUCCUGAAAGAAAAGAAUCUUGAAAGAUUAAAAACAGAGGUUCACUUAUUUCUACACUUAGUUCCUUAAGUACUCGUGGAUGGAUAGCGUCAGGCCCUGGAGCUUUGUUUAUAUUAACUUUCUUUAGUUGCUGCAGCACCUUGUCUUGAGUUAACCAAUUACAAUUAUUCUGCAAGUUUUUAGUAGCAAUCAUUUGCACAUCUAUUGCCAUGGAUUCUUCCUUAUUAUAUACGGAGGGGAAAUAGUAAUUUAAAAUUCCUGCCUUUUCCUGGCUUUCAUUAACUAACACACCCGUUUCACUUUUUUUGUGUACUUACACUUUAAUUUUUGUUUUUUUUAGAAUUUAUGUACUUAAAAAAUGCUUUGGGGUUAGUUUUGCUCUCUUUAGCUAUCAUUUUUUCAUUUUGAAGUUUAGCAAAUCGAAUUGCCUUUUUGCACACAUUAUUUGCUUCCUUAUAUCUUUUAUAAGAUGCGUCUGAUUUUUCCGAUUUAAAUGCUUUAAAUGCCCUUUUCUUAUUUUUAAUCUCUUGUUUUACUUCUCUACUAAGCCACAAUGGUUUUAAUUUGUUUCUUUAAUAUUAAUUUCCCAAUGGUACAUACUGAGAAAUGUACCUUUCUAAUAUUUGUUGGAAGAUGAUCUAUUUAUACUCAGUGUUCUUUUCACUAAAGAGUUUAUGCCAGUCAAUAUAUUGUAAAGCUGCCCUUAACUUAUUGAAAUUGGCCUUUUAAAAAUUAUAUGUUUUAGUAUACCCCAUGUGCUUUUGUUUUUUUGAGUUUAUUUCAAAGGACACUAUAUUGUGAUCACUAUUUCCCAAGUGCCCACGUACUUGAAUGUUGGUCAAAAGAUCAACGUUGUUUGUUAAAACCAGGUCCAUACAAGCAUCCAUUCUCGUUGGUGCUUGUACAAGUUGUGACAUGAAGGUGUCGUUUAUCAAGUUUAAAAACCUAAUUCCCUUUGCUGAGCUACUAGUCCCUCUGUCUCAAUUUAUGUCCGGGUAUUUAAAAUCUCCAAUAAUUAAAGUGUUACCCAGAUUUGCAGCUUUCUCAAUUUGCUCAAACAGCUGUUGUUCCUCGUCAAUAUUAACAUUUGGUGGUUUAUAACAUAUCCCAACCAAUAGUUGGUUUCCCUUCUUUUCCCCCAAGCAGAUAUUUACCCAUAAAGCUUCCACAUUAUCCUCCUCGCAUUCCAUUUGCUUAACAUUUGGCUUUAAAUCAUGGUUGACAUACAAACAUACCCCACCAUCCUUCUUGUUUUUCCUAUCCUUCCUAAAUAACAUGUACCCAUUUAAGUUAGCUGCCCAGUCAUGUGUCUCAUCCCACCAUGUUUCAGUUAUGCCUAUUAUAUCAUAUUGUUUAGUGUAUGCUACUGCCUCUAGUUCCCCCAUUUUGUUAUUUAGGCUCCUUGCAUUAGUAAGCAUACAUUUAAUAUCAUGCGUCACUUGUACUUUUUGUGAAUUAUCAACAUUACAUAGCUUCUCUGUUCUGAGCUUGCCCCUCCCCCCGUCUCCACCCCCCCUUAUACAGUGCUAAAGCCCAUCUCUUUUCUGUCCUAUCUCCGUUUUGUAGAUUGCUAUGACCCUCCCCCCCUAGUACUAGUUUAAAAUCUCCUCCAACCUUCUAGCCAUCCUAUCCCCCAGCACUGCAGACCCCCUCCUGUUUAGGUGCAAUCCAUCACUACUAUAAAGGUUGUACCCAAGCGCAAAGUCGGCCCAGUGCUCUAAAAACCCCAAACCCUCCUUCCUACACCAAGACUUAAGCCACGCAUUGACCUCUCUAAUCUCCCGCUGCCUUUCCACUGUAGCACGUGGCACAGGUAAUAUCUCAGAGAAUACCACCUUGGAGGUCCUUUUCUUACGUUUGCUACCUAAUUCCCUGAAAUCAUUCUUUAGGACCUUCCAUCUUCCUCUUACUUUGUCAUUGGUACCAACAUGGACCAUGACCGCUGGGUCAUCCCCAGCCCCUCCCAAUAAUCCAUCCACUCUGUCAGCAACAGAUUAUUAUGGUGCCAGGAGUGCCCUGUGCCCCCACUCCCCCCCCCACCUCCUCCAUUUUAACCACUUGCAAAUGGUUUGGCAAGUUACCUGGGGUCUGCCCCGUGCAGAUCACCCCCCCUUUGGGAGACGGAACAAUCACUUUCAAACCACUGGCAAUAUUUUCUCCUCAUGCAGCUGUCCGCGUGCAAAUCCAUGGGAUGUAAAUGAAAGAUCCCAUGAGGACUGAAGUCAUUAAUUCUGACAGAAAUAAAAUGUUCAAGGAGUCCGUGUCUUGUUAUGUACGUAUUAUACAAAUAAGAUAUUUUCCUUUGUAAUGAUAAUCUAACAUUAGUAACUUGGUGGUCUGUAUUACAUACUUUGUAGACUUGUUUAUAGCAUGUGUACAUAUUUAAUCAACACAUUUCUUUUUCAUUUAAAAAAUAAUGACCAUUUUUAAUUCUAAUUUAAUAUAAAAAAAUAUAUAUUUUUUCUCAUUUUACAGGCUUAUAGUAUUGUUUUUAUUAAGAAGAUCAAGCACAGGCAUACUCUUGCCAGGAACUAUUUUGCGCAGAUUGAAGAGAUGGCACCAUUCCUAGGUGGGGAGCGAGCGAAUCCGAAGGCUACAAUUAAUGAUUUGAUUACUAGCAAAACUAUGACAACAGUUCCCCACGUUUGACCUCCAUUUAAUCAUCUUGAUCUGCCUGUUUUUAACUUAAUUCCACAUGUACUUUCAUCCACAUUCAUAUACCGAGCAAAGCAUUGGGUUCCAUUAAUAUCAGAUAUGUUAAGUUUAAUUGUUUUGUAGCACAAUAAACAUAAAGUAUUGUGCGGAAUUAUGAUGUUUGGG
Pelobates cultripes (western spadefoot toad) is the source of this 56769-nucleotide messenger RNA. NCBI's taxonomy places the organism in Eukaryota, Metazoa, Chordata, Amphibia, Anura, Pelobatidae. The record is from the annotation of a GenBank genome assembly.